CAGGAAUAUACUCUCAGUCCAGUCACCUAAUAAAUGGCCAACUGUAACCUAAUAGAGAUUAUUUGGACUCGGUCCAUGAAAAGCAAACUAAAAUAAAGAAAAAAAAACAUAACUUUUCGGUAAGGCUUAUAGACUGCACACAUGCUGGUAUUAUAUAGUUCUGAUAUAUUUUUAAACAGUAACACACGACUGGGUCGUACUGUACAAGUAUACAACCAUAUAAUCAUUUAGAUAAAUUAUAUUAUCUACCUUAGAUAUAGAUGGUUCAAUGAUUGAUAAAACUUGUUUGUGGUAGGAAGUUACCCAUUUAUUUAACGUGCAUACGUUAUACUAUUCUUAUGAGUAAAUGUUGAAGUUAUGUAUAUUUACUUUCAAUACUUUAUUAAACCGUGACGCGUAACAAUUUAAUGAUAACGUAGUUGUCUCGUGGUUUUACUUUUUAUAUUGUAAGAAAUUAAAAAUUAAAAUUACCUAUCUCUUCCUUGAUUUAAUUUAUUUUAUUAAUUAUUAAUAUCUCUGUAUAAAAGAACAAAGAAAAUCGUAAGAUGCAUAAUUUAAUAUUUAUUGGCAGAAUUUUCUGUAAAUAUUUAACUUUCAAUUUGAAACAAUGUUAAGGUAUGUAAAAAUGCGAAACAAUAUAUUAUUCAAGUAUUACAAAAUAUGAAUAUUUCAACUUUGAAAAUAUAAAAUGAUUUAUAAUUUAUUUAUUUUUUUUUUUACAUCGGACGAUGAUCAAACGUAAUACAAGUGAAUAUUGGAGUAUUGCAGGAUAAACAAAUUAUCCGUCGAGGGUUUGUAAUCGAAUUGACGCUUAGUUAUUUCAGUACGGAGGCAAAUAAUUUUGUGACCGUAAAUGUUAUAAUUUGAUUACAAUGUAUAUAAUAUGGAAAUAAUAAAUUAUACUCCGAUCGAUUGAAUAAUGGCAUGACACAUUUAUAUGAGGUUUAUUUUUUUUAGACAUAAAAUAUGGUUUGAGGUUGAUCAAAACACGUUACCAUAGUAACUCUUUCGCACGCAUUCCUGCGCUAUAAUUACUAAUUUUAUAUCGAUUGGACACAUCGCCUAUUCUAUUUGUUCCGAAUCACCCUGCAACGGCGUUUUGUUUUACGCACUUUCAAGGCCAUCGCGAGCUUUAAAACUAUUGUGUUUAUCCAAUAUGUCUAUCAAUUUAUUUGUAAAUAAAAUUGUUAAUUUCCAUAAAUAUUUACCCGAUUAUCAUUUAUCUACUUAUUUUAAUAUUUAACUGUACAGUUACGUCAUACUGUAGGGUAACGUGUGAAUAUGUAAAGUAAAUGUUAACAUAAUGUUUUAAAUUAUUGAAAGUUAUUUAUUCGAUUUGAAUUAUUUUGUUUGCAAAUCCCAUUUAAAUUAAGUUUAGAACCAACGGUACCCAUUACGUGGCCCAUUAAAAAGUUUUGUGUAGUUCGUACUAAAACUAAAUUGUAUAGGUAUUCUAAAAUCGAAAGAGUAAAUAAAAUACUUAUUUUAUAGUUUUCUUAAAUGUUGAUCGUCUAUCAUGACAAAACAUAACAUCGAAGAUGAACAAAUUAUAUCACUAUAUAACUCACAACAUUGGAUUUUUUAAAAAUUACCUCCUUAACUAAAAAAAACCACUAGUCGAAUAUUAAAAAAGCAAUUUUUUAUAAAAAAAACAACUCAUGUUAUGAUUUUAAAAAAUGUAUGUGCAAAUAAUUUUCAAAAUAAAUAUUUAGCCAAGUCUCUGCUUUAGAAGAUGCUCAAUGAUUUUAUAUUAUUUACAUUGUAGAAUUUUUGAUCUAUUUGUUAAGUUAAGGAGAUUAUUUUUUGAUUCUUCUUGUAGUUUUCUUAAUAAAUGGGAAUAACUGGUAAUUUGUAUGAUUAAUUUUUAUUAAUUUCUGGGUUAUCUUGAAUAUAAGAGGGAGGGGAAAUACGACUAAUAAUAUGACUAUAUUCAGAAUCGUUUUUCAUUAAAAAUAGUUUUUCGUUCCCAACAAAUAUAAACUAAAUUGCUUUAUAUAUAUUCUCCCUUAUCACUUCCUUCCUAAAAUAAUGGCAUAUCUAACAGCAAUAUCAGUUAUUUUCUUCCAAUUUUCUCUGACUGAAUCUUUUAUAUGCUAUAAUUUAUUACCUAUAUUACUUUUUAUGCAUUUUUAGUUGAAUGAGCUCGUCAAAGAAAAUUAAUAGAAUCAAUGUCUGGAUGUAUCAGGGUAUCCCGGACGGGAGUCCGAACCGAGAGCAACGGUGUGCAGACCCAUCAACAACAAUACGCGCAAAUAAUUAAGGUACGCAAGUUUUAUUAAUUAAAAAAAAUAAUUAUAAUAAUCCCCAUUGCGGAUAAUAAUUUUCACAAAAUUAUUAUUUAGUCAUUAUUGUUAAUAACGGGAUUCAUCCUACAUAAUUAAUAUUAGAUACGGGUCUGAAGUUGAUAGGAUUAUUAUACGUAUAAUAUAGGUAAAAGAGAAAAUUAUUUAAUCAAAUCGUACACCUAAUUUGCAAAAUCAGUGAACAUAAACUAAAUUAUAGUUAUAUUUAGUUGAAAAAUAAUUAUUUUCAAAUGAAAUAAUGCUAUGAAAACAAAUCCGUAUUAUGCCGUCUGUUCCUUAAUUAUUAAUCUGAUAGCUAAUCAAAUGUCUUCGAGGACAGAUAAUUGAAUGAGUUGUUGUUAAACAGCAAAAUCAGAGCUUUAUAGGUACUAUAUUAUUGUAUUUUUUAUCACUGUUUUUAUUAUCUAAUAUUCGUAUUAUUUACUAAUCGGAUGGUUAUUUAAAUGCGUAUAAUAAUGCCUGUCCAUUAACAACGUUCCAUCUGGUGAAAAAGCUACUCCGUUGGACAAAUGGACACUCUGUCAAUCUAAUCGUCAAAAUGGUUAAUUAUCAGCUGAUUCCUAAAUCGCGAUUUAAGGAACAAAAAUUACCGUCCAAGUAAUUAAGGAACAAGUGAAAAAUGUUUUUUGUGUAAAUAUAUACUGUUGUUCGUGAGAAGUUGGGAAGGUAGGAUAUAGAGGGGAUUUUAAUGUAUAUCUGUACACAAAGAUUAAUCAUUGCUAACGAAAAACUAUUCUGAGCGGAGUUCGGUUAUACUUUUUUAAAAAGCCGUAAUAUUUACGAUUUGAUAAUAAUGAAUUUCGUACAUUUUCCCGUUUUUUCCAUUUAUUGGAAAAACUCUCAGGAAAAUCAAAAAUAACCUUUGAAAAUCGGAGCAAAAUUGCUGGUAAAAAAGUUAUCCACAGAAAAAGAAAAAACAUCAUUGAAAAACCAAUACAUUCCUUGCUCCACUCAGAAUCUAAAAUUGCGUCAGUGAUAUGAAUUAUCUUUUUUGUUUUUAUUACUUCACGAAAACCACCAAGUUUAAAGUAUUUGAAUCCGUUAUCCGUUUAUCAAAUAUUCCACCCCUUAGAAAAUAUUUAAAUGCCUCCCAGACAUAAAUUUUAAGUAAGUACAGUCCGUCCAUAAAAUAUGAAUUAUGUACUUAUUUCGUGUGGAGAAUUAAGCAGGAAAAAAAAGUGAUUUUGUUUGAUAUACGGGUAAUUGAAUAAUUAGUGUUUUUGAAACGAUAGUACCUAUUUACUAUAUUCUGUGCUGUAAAAUAAUUGGUUUUGUUCAGAACAACAUGGUAUUAGUAACUGUUGAAAAAUAUGAAACAUUUUAAAAAUGUUAUUUAUACUAAGAUACUCGCUACAGUUACAUAAUAUUUAAUUUUAUAUUGCGAUAGCUUUUUAUAAUUAAAAUAUAAUAUGUAAACAUUUAGGCGUUACUAAUUUAUUUAAAUUUAGUGUAUGGCUUUUGUCGUAAAUUAUUAAUUAUUUAUAAUUAUUAUACUCGUAUAAUAACAAUAUUAUUAUGCAGGUACCUACAAAAAUAACACAAAAGUAUAAUAAGGCGUGUAAUUCACGUCACAUUAUUUUGCGAUUAAAUAAAUAAAUAACGGACGCCCGGAGCGGUCGAGGGUAGACCACUAAAAUAACUCACCGGAUGCAUUGUAGUCGACCUAACAAAACAUUACUUGUUAGGUAUUUUAAACGCGAUGUUCAAAACUUUAUAACAUUUUAAACGCCGCCGUUUCGUUUACGACGUUAUUGUUUUAUAGGUAUACGGUUUUUUGAAACUCGGAAUCGCUUCGUGUUAUUUAUACUAACCAAUAAUUUAUAAUUUAAAUUGUACGCGAUGAAAAUAAUCGAUACCGAGCGUAGUUCUUAUAUUUUGUUCGUGUAUUUUUUUUUUUCUUUAAUUUUAUCAUUAUUGUUAUUAUUGCUAUAAUUUUCUUUUAAUUAUACACGCCGCUCGUUACUUUUGAAACUUUUAGUCAGGCGGAAUUUACGGGAAGUAAAGUAUAGUAUAUAUAGUGUCUAAAAACACAGCGGCGUUUCCCGGGUUUUAGCGAUUAACGGCCUCGUUUAGACAUUAAUUACAGCGAAAACUUACAUUAUUUAUGGCCCAAAAUACCAAAAACGGUCUUCAUAAUUAAGGCUUUUGCUGAAAUGUAUUAUAGCAGUAAGUAUCCUUUUCACCCAAUUAAAAUUGUCUGAUAUCCCUUAUGCGUAGGUGCGAUAAAAAUAAUUGUAUAAUAAAUCUUCUAUUGCAACGGACACCUGAUGCACGUUCACGUAAUAUUAUAAUAAUAAUAACAAUAAUAUCAUUUUUACACAAACAAAAUUAAUUUUAUUAUUAUACUUAAUUUAAAUGUGUUUAUAAGUUAGACAAAUUAUGCGUAAUAUCGUUUUGUUGGUUUAAAAUUAACACAAACGAAGUUUGUUCACGCUAUACUGUGCACUAAAGUCCAUCGUUUUAUACCGUGUAUGUUUAAUCGUUGAUUAAUAAUUAAUGUUAAAUAAUUUUGUAUAUAUUUCAGGUGUACACGGACUGGGCGAAUCAUUACUUAGAUAAAGCCAAAUCAAAGAAGAACAUUAAAGAUUUGCAAUCGGACUUGGCUGACGGUGUACUGCUGUCGGAUCUUGUGGAGACAAUCUGUGAGUGAAUUCGAUAUCGAUAAAAUAAAAUACAUAUUGUACACUCGUAAUAACUGAUGGCGAUUAGGUGUUCAUUAAAAUUUAUUUUAAUUAAUCCUAUCUAAUUAUUGUACAGUUUCUAUUCGAAUUUGCGUUUAGGUUUAUGAAGUUACUAUAUGAAUUAUCAUAAUAUUAUUAUGUAAGACAAGUGUACCUGUAAACAUGUAUUUACUAUAGGUAAACAGGUACUAUAAAAUAUGAAACAGAUAAAAAAAAAAAUAAACACAUAUUAUAUCUAUAUAUAUAUGUACAUACAUGUUCAAUACCGAUAAGCUUUAUACUACAAUAUUAUGUUAUAAAAUAUUGUAGUUUGUUAUAAUAUUAAGUUAUAAUACGCAUUUAUACGAUUUGCUUAUAAUAUUACAUUGCAUACCAAAAAUUAUAAAAAAAAAAAAAUAUCUAAACGUUACGUAGGUAUUAGGUAGUAUUAUUAAAAUAUCAUAAAAAUAAUCAUCACGGUUUAGUUUUUUAUAUCUUAUAUUUAUAUAUAUUAUAUGUAUUUAUACACAAUAGCGAGUUUACGGGUUACCUAUACAUAAGCUUAAAAAAUCACGAAGAAAAUAAAGUCGAAAAUAUAAUACACACCGUACGUAAUAAGUAUAAAAUACAUACGUAUUCGUACGAAACCCAUUCCAGUUCGACACAAAUAUAAUUUAAAAAAAAAAAUUAAGAAAAAAACAGAUUCUGUCGAUGACUGUGCCACUAUUGUAGGUGAGAAGUUGGGAAGGUAAAACAGUAAAUACAUGGAGUUAUUUAAUUUAUCUCCGUACGCGACGAUAUACCAUCGAAGUUUUGUUAAAACAUAUUUUUAAACGCCGUGAUGAUUACGAUUUUGGUCGAAAUUUUAGCUUUAGAAAGCGUAUACAAAAAACUACUACCUACGUUGCGCUCAACAUUUUUUUUUUUCUUUUUCUUUAUCGUGCAAAAUAAUCAGACAAAACAAUAUUGUGUUCGCGUAAAACCGAAUAAAACUCGUAAAACCGCGAAAAUAGCAAAUGGCAUUAUUAAAUAACUCGAAAAUCGCCAGAAUGCUCUGAAAAGGCUAAAAUAAAUACUCGGGUGAAAUUGCAGGUCCCUUCGAUGAUUCUUAACCGGAUUUCAACCGGAAAAAAAAAAACAAACAUAAUUGAAUGUAACGAAACCGUUAGGUGUUAUCAUUAUUGCUUCGGACCGAUUCGAAUGAAUCCGUUAUGUUGCGAAUAAUAGAAUAUAAAUAACAAUAAACGUAAAUAAAUGUAUCAACACAUAAAUGCGUAAUAUGUAUUGGGCGUACGAAACCCCGUUUUCUCGUUCAAUGUUUCACGGGGAAUAUUCUAUAGCCGAUUCGUUUUGUCGCACACACGUGGCGAUGAUGACGACGUACCCGUCAAAUUAUAAUUACAAUAACGCGCUUGUUAUCGGCGUCUUGACGCAGAUAAUAAAAAUUUAAAUUUCCUUCGUUUUUUUUUUUUUUUUUUUUAUAUAUAUAUUUUAUUGCUUUUCCGGCGAAAACUAAGAGCCCCAGCCGAACCGCCGGGUAUCUUAUUAAUUUGAAAAAAAAAAAUAAAACCGUAUAUACCGCGGGGGUCGAGGAACUCAAAUGCAAUAUAAAUUCGAUCUGGUAGUGCAUACAUUUUUUUUUUUAUUAUUACGCCUUAUAUUUAUGUACAAUAAUAAUAUACAAAAUGUAUACAGUGAUCAACAAUUUUGACUCGAGUGCAGCUACGUACGUUGGCACCGUGACAGGUUUCUCGCGUUCGGUUUUACGACACGCCGUCGCCGCAGGACUGCGCGGAAAUCCCGAAAAACCAUAUAAGAAAAAAAAAAAAACUUAUAAUAUAUCGUUUCGGUUUUUUACGUGUUUUUCAGGCAAUCAUCGGUUGCCAGACGUGAACAGAAAACCGAGAACCCAUUUACAGAUGGUGAGUACUAUAUUACGGUUAAUACCUUCUAGUUUAUAUCACAUAGUAACAAAUAUACGUGUAUACUGUACGCGGUAACGCGGGGAUGUGUAUGGUAAAAAAAUCGUUAAUGAUUAUGGUAAAUUAAAAAAAAUGUAAAAAAAAUAAAAAUAAUGCAGAUUGCUUUUGCGUCUCUUAUCGACCGCGCAGUCGUAAACUCGGUAUUGAGAAAAAAUAAUGUACGUUUCAAUAACGACUAGAGUAUAGUAUAUUAUUAUUGUUAUUAUACAAAUUACGCACGCUGCCGACUCGAGUUAAACGGCGUAACACACUUAUCGAGACAAUGUAUACAGGGUGAUUAUUUUAUCUGUCGUAUACGUACGGAGAUUUGAUUUCCGUUUGAUUUUCAGACACAUCUUGUAGCGGUUCUCGAAUCGUGCUCCGCGGAGACGCAAGUACACGUCUGAAUUAAUUUCAACGUAUUUCGUUUUCUUCACUGACCACUCGUUUGAUUUCCAUACGGGGCUUACUGCAGUUGCCGCUACUAAUUGAAUUUGAACCUAGUCCGUUUCUCGACGUGACACAGUUAGUUACGAACCGUAACUCCCGUUCGUAAAUAAAAUAAACCGAAAUCCAACAAAUGGCAGGACUUUUCCAAUAAUGUCCAACAAACCGGAACGGUUCAGAUUUUGGCGGUUUUCGACGUUUUUUUUCAAAAAAAAAAGUUGGCCGCCGACUUUGUAUGAACAUUUUUCGCAAAUACUUAUAAAAUAAUAUUUGCCUGGAUCCGCUACUGGCAAAAACUCCUAUAAUAGAUAUCGCAAUUGUUGCCAGUUUUCAAAUAUCAUGCAUUUUUAAACGCCGAUUCGAGAUGAUAAUCGUAAUUAAAAAGAAAUGUGUAUACGUGCAUAUUCGAUUUGCAUGAAUAUAAAACGCUUCUUUAAUAAUUAAAUUUUAUAUUAUUAUAUUAUACAUCGUAGUUGAAAAAAAAACGCGCGAAUAUCGGGGUUAAUUGAACAUGCGAAAAGGAUUGGUGAAAUAUUGAAAAUAUCGUAAGUUUAGAUCCUAUAAUAAUGUACAAACGACGGUAGGCUGUGCUGUGUGCUAUCUAAGCAAACUUUCCAGUUACCGUGCCCUGUCUACGUGAAAAACCAUGCCUAUCGUUUUAAAUCCGUUAACAUUUUUAUCAAAAGAUUGUUCAAAGUUGUUUGUUAUCUACGGUUUACAUAACCGCAUGUCCGAAAUACUUCACUACUAGAAUUCAUUUUUUUCGGCAAUACUUUCGCUGUACAUGGUAUCACGCCAUCACUUUGGUUUUAAAAACACACCAACGUCUAUAGAUAAAUCGCCGAACAGUAUUAAUUUUUUUUUUAAAAAACUAACCACUACGAUAACUGAACAAGCGACUCACACGACUAUGUUCUGAUAAUACAGUACCCAUAAUCCGAUACGUAUAAUACCGAUAAUCUAGUACCUAUACGCCGAGCGUCGGCCAUAAAAAUCAAACUAUAAAAUCAUUUCUGAAUAGAUUUACUGUGUAUGUGUGUGUGUGACUUAACGGCGUGCCCAGGGGGGGAGAGGUUAGGGGUUAUACCCCCCCCCAUUGGCAUACAACAAAAUAUGAUCAAUCUAAUAUCGAAACUCAUAAAUUCCAGACGAUUUCUGCACGCCACUGUGACUUUCAAUAAUCGGGUGUUUCGCAAUUAUUUAUCAUGCGAUUACGUUAGAUACGAUAAUAUCGGUGUAGAUGUCGCGACACCGAUGUUUAAUGGCAACGGUGUACAGAUGAAAUUUCUCGUGCAGAUGUGCGGCCAUGCACAGCGCCACUAUUAAAUCAGCGGCGAUCCAGACAUUUUUUUUAAAGGGGGUGGGGCACAUUAUUUAUAUUUUCAGUAAAUUAACUAUGAAUAAUAUAUCAAACCAAUAUGAAAUAUGUAAAUCAAAACUGUAGUCCGUUGGCAGGGGGGCGCGUGCCCCUCUGCUCACCCCUGGAUCCGCCACCGAAAAACCGAAAUCGCAUAUUAUUACCUAUCUACUGUGCCGAAUAUUAUGACGAUCGCGCACGCAAAUACACCGGCGUGCGUUACAAUAGUAUUAUCGUCGAAAACCGCUGCGGGUCAUAAUAAUUGCAAUCGCCCUGUAUACGCACGUACGCGGCGAUCAGCUGACGAUAAAAAUAACACAAGUCCCGCGCUUCCCGAAAACCAGUUCCGGGCCCGCUUCUCGAUCUGACCUACAAAAAUCUUCGGCGCGCGCGCGCGCGAGCGUUUUGUUUAUACGCGCGCGCGGCACAGCGAUAAACACGCGCGCGCGUACGCAUACAGGAUACGGACGAAUAGGCGCGCAGAACGGAGUCGCCGAGAGUCGUCCACCUAUAUACCUAUAUAUUUUAUGAUAAUAACACGGCGUGGUACAUUUAUAAUAACACUUCUGGGUGCCGUUUUUGAAGGUUAAACGAGCGGAGAAGUUUGUACGCACUGCAUUGUAGUUAUUGUAAUAUCGGUUUACGGCGGUCCCCGCGAUCCGUCUGACCUCCUAUACGCCGAUCCGCCGGCGGCGGUAAACGAUACGCACGAGUAUCCGAUGUAUUCGGUCCGUAAAGAAAGCUGCUGACCGGGUGCCGCCGCCGCCGGUGCCGUAACGCUGCCCGCGCGACGUCACCGCUUCGUGUGAACAUCGGCCGAAACGGCCCGCGGCUGUCCCGAUAACGGAAGUCGCAAGACCUGUCCCAAUAAUACGUCGGGUUCGUGACACGCCGCUACGCGACCGCCACGGCUGCGCUCGUGUUGUACAUCCGUAAUCGUAAUAAUUAUAAUAAUAACCGAAUUAUAUUUUCCGCGAGUCUGCUGCGCAAGUAUUGCGCCUACCGAAUUGUGUUUGUACACACGAUUGUUGUUAUUAGUAAAUUAAUAUCAGGCGGGAAAUUCGCGAGUUCUCGUCGUCGUCGCCGGACUACUCGUUCGUGAUUCACCGUAAUCGAAUACAACAUCGACAGGGUGUGCGCCCCGCGUGCUACCCGACGACGCGCCGGUGACAUUCGUCGCGGCGGCACGUUUAGGAUUUCAUUCGGGGCGCCGCGGAGACGUUGACAAACGGGGUAGUUGGACCGCACUACCAGGGGCCCGUAAAAAUGUGUGUGGUCGACAAUCGCGGUUUUUUUUUUUUUCGACUUUUCAUCGAGGGCCACAUUCGAUGACAAUAACAUGAUGACCUCUUUUAUUUUGCUCGGUAAUCGGAUUUUUCGGUCUUCUAAGGUCCCGGUAUAACAUUCGUCUCCCGGGAUUAAAGUUACGCCACUGAUUUGGUUUGAGCGGUUGGCGGGAGGGGGAAGGAGGAUAAACAUCGGUGAACUAUGUUGUUGGUCACUAUUUCAUUGCUACCACUGCAUCCACCCUCCCCCAUUUGCAAACAAACGAUAUCAACGGAUGAAAAACCUAAUGAUUAUAGACAUGUAGGUGUAAUCGAAUAUCCCCGAUUAUGUACAACAUAAAAUCGAAUUUUCCGUUCUUUACCGACGAGAUAAAAAAAAAUAAAAUGAAUAGUAUUAAAGGAACCCGAUAUUUUUAUUUUUUUAUUUUUUUUUUUUUUUUUUUUUUUUUUUUUUUAGGGAAGAUCUAUGUGUCACACAUACGAACUAUCUAAUUCUAACCGUAUAAGAUUAUACAGUUAUACGUUUUCGAUGCGUAAAACCGUAUGGACUACAGGCGAUACGGUAUUAUAACACUGACCUAGGCCGCAACGAAACGGUCGAAUGUAAAUAAAUCAUCUUCUUUGGACGUUCGAUUUGCACGUGUAUGAAAUGCAAUUUAUAAUUCAAGCGCGCGCAUACAAAUUGAUCAUAUUAAUUACCUGCGUGUAUACAGUGGCCCGCACUUCCGGAUAGUUUCGUGCAGCCGUCGGUAGUUUUCGACAGUUUAGACGGAGCAUCGAACAUUUUUUUUUUUUUUCCGCGAUCGAAUUCCAUACCGUGUUCGAAUAUAGUUUACGACCCGCCGGGCGGUUCGACGCGGCCACUGUUCGAUCGCGUCCAUCUGCACUGCGAUUAACCGGCGGCCGAUACACCGAUAUCCGUUCGUACGAGAGCGUAUCGCAUUGUUAAAUGUACGAAACUCAAAUAUGCUCAAUAUGAUCGGUACAAUUAUUGGGCGUACAUCAGGUAGGCUGCGUGGGUAUUAUGCGCUGUCGACGUCGUUGGAAAACGUCUCUAUCGGUUUCGAAAAAUCGAUAGAGACACGUACCUAUUUUAAUAUGUCCGCGAUGUAUGGUAAUAAAAAAAAAAAAAAAAAAAAAAAAAAAUUAAAACAAAAGUUCGUAACGGUCAAUCGAUAAAUGACGUUAUUAUCCCUUAUAAGUGGCCACGCGAAACGGUUAUAACAGAAAAGGAACGAAAAAAAAAAAAUAAAAAACAAAAAACAAUAAUAAUAAUAAUAGUGGGUGCUGCCGUACGAUUAUGUUGUCGGUGUCGGUGUCGCGGUCUACACGCACCACGAGCGCAGCGUGGAGAAACAGUGUGCCGUGAACUGUACCAGCGGACAGACCGGUUCUCGUUUCGGUGUUGAACACGGGAAAUUAUCGUAAAAUCGCGCGCCGUCCGUAAAUUUUAUUUCCAAAUAUUUUUUUUUUAAAAAAACAUUUUCCGUCGACAAUAUUACGCCGGACGUUCCGCAAACGAUAUUCGUUGAAAAAUACCGCGUUUAAUUCCGGAUUAAAUAACAAUAGUGAUAUGAACGGCGUUUAGUGUGCUACGAAAAACGAUCAGCUCGCCCACAGUCCGGAGUACCGUAAGUGUCAAUAACAAAUAAUCGUAGUUCGUAGCGUUUUUAACUCCCCGCGCAAUUUUCGGUCCCGGCGAAGAAGUGUUCCUGUUAAUUUUUGGCAUUUUUUCUUGUUUGUGUUUUUUAAUUUCGGUUUUUUUUUUUUUUCUGUCCGAUUUAUUUUUCGGUUUGAAUCGCAUAAAUGGGUAUAUUUUCAAACUUAGUGUACAUUAAUGUAUUGUUUUAUGUGCAAGUGAAAAUGUAGUUUCAAAAUGUAAUUUGAUUGUAAUGAAAGCUAUAAACAAAAACGACAAACCCUUUUUCUCCGGGACGAAAGAUAUAAAUCCUAUUGUAAAUACAGUUUUGUAUUUAUAUAUGCAUACGUAUUAUAUUAUGAGUUAACGGAAUAUUUUUUUUUCUUAUCGUUAUAAUAUUUAUUUUUUCAAAUUUUACUAUUAGAACCUGCACAGGCAGGUAUAUUCAAUCUGUUCAACGCGCAUUACAAAAAAAAAAAUGUCAUCGAAAUAAUUCGGUAGGUAGGUAGUUAUAACAAUAGUUAGUUAGUUAGUUAUAAUAUAACCUGUAUAAUAAAGUGUAUUCAAAAAAGGAAAACGCCUAAUAUAAUUUAAAUGUACGAAAAUUAAAUGCCUAAUGUAUUAUUUUUUUAUAAUCUGCGAAAAAAUCGAUUUUAAAGAACGAUUAGCAAUAUUUUCUCGGUUGAAUUAAACAAUUUAAUUAUAUUCUUACGAUAUUAUUAUAUUUUAAUUCUUUGGAUUCGAGAUAAUUGUACGGAAAUAUUUUAAUUUAUUAAGUAUUUCAAAACCAUUUACGUGUGUCUAAAGUUUUACUAUUUGACUACAUAUAUACACGUAUUUUUGGUACUAGGAAAAAAUUAAUAGUUUGAUCCAAUUUUUGCCUUUUUAUUUUUUAGUUCAAAUUGCAUAAGUGUAUUCAGUUUCUAUCGAAAUUGAAUUUGAUUGUACUUACUGAAAACUAUACAAAAUUGUCUCAAGCCCUUCUUUUUUGGGAUCAUCAUAUAUUAUACACGAGUAUUGUGCAUAUUAUAUUCCGGAUUCGUUUAUAUUACAAAUGGUUUUAUAUUCAUAAAUUAACUAUACUUAUACGUCUUAUUACUUAUAUUAUACUAAUACUAUUUACUAUUAAACUAUUUUUUUUUUUUUUUAUAAUCCAUUUAACUUACUUUACUCUUAAUAACUUUUACCUUGAUUUUAGAUUUAUAAAAAAAAAAAAAAACUAUCAUUUAUUUUGUAUGCAAUAUUACACAAUAAAACUUACUACUAAAUAAAUAAAUAAUCGUUUAAAUACCUUUUAACGUAGAAAAAAAAACAUAAAUAAUAUACCACUAGUAUUAAUAAUUAUUAUAGUAGAAAUUUUACGGUUUAAAAAAGUGUAUCAAUGAAACUAUGAAAGAAUAGUAAUGCGUAUCUAUAUAAUAUAAGAAUAUUGAAGGAUGACAUUAAAAAAAAAAAACCGAUUAGAGUAUAACGAGUGUAAUAAACAGCGUGUGUGCGAUUAUUCUGUCGUCGUUAAAAAAAUUAAUAUUAAUAAUAUUUACAUUUUUAUAUUGAAAUAUUGGUUUUCCUUUAUGUAAUAUAGAUGUUUGUUAUAUUAUUAUAUAUUAUAUCUACUUCAUUUAUCGAAUAUUGUUUAAGAAUUUAUAAAAGCACAAUUAACGUUCGAUUACGUUACUUACGUUUUACAGAAUAAUAUCUUUGGCCCCGAAGAAGAACUCGAGUCAAUUGUGUAUACGUGAAACGUGAAUGCAUUUUAAUAAAUGAAAAUUAAAUUUUAAGAAUUGCUAAAUGACAAAAUGACAUAAUUGAUAUAGGGCUAAAUUGCUAUGUUAAAUGGCCUACGUAUGGCCACUCUAAAUGGCUAUUAUAUGAUUUUUGCCUUUUUUCCAAACAAAAAGUACUCACAUAGUUACUUAGGACAUUCUAAUUUUCAGUGUAACUCGUAUAAAAAUAUACAACCACUUAUAUAAUUUAAGUAAUGGGAAACAAAUUACAUAAGACAAAAUGAUAAAUCAAAAAUGCCAAAAAUGUAUUUCUUCUCUGGGACCAAAGAUAUAAAUUAUUUUAAAAUUAAGUGAUAACGAGAUUAAUAAUUUGAUAUUAUUUAUUGAGUUAAAACUGGAAUUUUUUUUUUUUAAUAUUUCCUAUAUUUUUUAAACUGUUUGCAUAAGUAAUAUAUUAUUUUGUUUAUUAUUGUUUAAAAACUAGUAGCUAUUUCGAUAUUGAAUUAGUUUUUAAUUUGACCAGUAAUCUGUUACCAUAUGUGCAGUAGGUAUAAUAUUAAAAUUGUGCAUUAUCGUUGUAAAAGUGUUUGAAGACAAAAACUAUGUGCAUCUUAGUUAGAACAUUUAUAACAUUUUCUGUUUAUUAUCUAUUCAAAUUUAAUUCAUUUACUUCUAUUUUAUGCGCAAAUAAUUAAGAUACCGGACUGUUUUUUUUUUUUUUUUUUAUAAAAAAAAGAAAUACAAUAUUAAAUAGAUCAUUUACUCAUAACAUAGAACGACACCGUCACUACAUUGUCCAGACGUUUUUUAAUUACGUGCGUAUACAAAUUAAAUUAUAUAAAUAAGCGCGUAUAUAUUAUUUACAUUUUGUUUUUUCGACCGUGCUUUUUAUGUCAACUUAAACACGAUAUUCCGUUGUGGCUGCUCCGCAAUGUUUAAUAAAAAUUUGCACUCGCGAAGGCCAGCGCAGCGCAAAACUAUGUACUCUUAACUUUUUUUUUAUUAUUAUUUUUUUAUUAGACGGGAUUCUUUAAACUUAUAUUAAAUAAUGUAUCUAAACAACGGUUUUUUUAGUUACCGAAUAAAUACGAAUCGUCACGUAUCUCAAACGGAAUGAAAACCUGUGACUCUCGGCCAUUAACGGAAAAAGAGAGAGAGAACGAUAUAUAAUUGUCAAUUUUGUCACGGAUAACCUUGGUAUUUAUUUUUAUGCGGUCCACAUCAUUGUAGUCUGGUUCUCAUCUCGGGAAAAGAAGAAGAAGGAAAAAAGAUCUUUUUUUUAUUUAUUUCGAGUCUUAAAAAUGCGAAAACAAUAUUAAGCACUAUAUAGUUAAUGUAAAAAUCAUCAUGCACAAAACGUUUCAAAAUAUUACAUCGGUAACGGUACAUAAUAUUUAUCCGUUAUAUAUACCGGCGUAUAUUAUAUAAUUUAAAAAACAGCCACGCAGGAGUAAAAUUUACAAAAAAUUAAAAAAAAAAAAAAACACCGAAAAUAUUGUAGUAUACAGUAUCUAUAUUGCUGUAUGCGUAAUAAUCGACUAUACUAUAUUUUUUCUUUUUUUUUAUCUAUAAUAUACAUUUUUUUAUUAUGAAACUGGCCUAGUGUCUGCUCAAAAACAUGCGUUACGGAAAAAACUCUCGUAGAGUAGUUCGAUUUCGAUGAUUAUUUUUGGUUGAAAAAGAGAGACUUAAUAAUAAAGAUCGUGUUGAACUCCAUUUUUUAGUAUUUAUAAUAUAUUAUAUACAUUUUUAUAAUACGUCUUAAAAAUAUAAAUUGUUAACCUUUUUUUAAUACCAUUAUUUUAAAUCGAAUGAAAAAUCGGACUUCAAUGUAGUUUGUAAAAUUUUGGUGUUUAUCAAUUUAAAAAAAAUAUUGAUAGGAAGUAUUAUGAUGACAAUUAGUACAUGUUCCCUAUUCCGGCAAAAUAAUUUCCUUCCGUAAAAACGACCUUGCCCCUCCCCCUAAAUAGGUAUUGGGUAGUAGAUUAAUUGGCAAGUCUUAUACUUGAGGUGGUCACUAAAAUUAUAUUAAUAAUUUUAUAAUUUUCCAAAAUUAGAAAAAAUGUGUAAGACUGGCCCUUAAGAGAACGCUAUAUAUGUUUUAUUUUUUUUUUCACAUUUUUUGUCAAAUGAGUCUUACAAACGUACACAAUAGCAAAAUAUUCAGCAUAACUAAUUUUGGGCUGUUAGUUUAUUAUUAUUACAAAUUGAAAUAUUAUCGAAUUAAAGAGGAGUAUAUUAUCUGUGUUUGUAAGUUCGUUUUUUUUUUCGUUAUUUUAAUUUUUAAGCGAGACACGAGUAUGCGAAAUAUCAAAAUUUAAAAAGUCUUAUAUAUAGGUAUGUCUAUAUGUAUUAUAUCUUAUCGACACUCCUCUUAAAAAUUAAAACGUCGACAAAAAUUAAACAAAAUAUAAACACAGAUAAUAAUAUUCUUACCUUUAAUUUUGAUAGUAACCCAAUUCACUUAAAUAUUAAAAUUAUAUUUUUGCUAAAUGCUACGCUGCGAUGCGUUUGUACGACUAAGGCAACGAAUACAUGUAUUGUGUAGCGUCCUCUUAUAAUGUUAAUAUGGAAUUUCGUAAAAACAUUGUGUUCAAUAUAAAUGACGAUAAGUAGAUAAGUGACUGAUAACUCAAACUUACUUAUUGAAAACUCAAAUUAUAUUAUCAACAGGCAACAGUCGCACUAUUAUAGGUAUUUUAUUUCAAAUAGGAAUUUUUUAGCAAGAAUAAACUCCCCCUUAUAAAGUUAUUAAAAAAUGUGAAUGUUUCAAAUAUAAUUAAUCUAAUAUGAUAAAUUGUUGAAUCGCAAAAAAGUUAAACUAGUUACGAUGGUGAUAUGUGUCAUAUUCAAUACUGCGCAACAGUGGUGAACAAAUGAAGGAGUUUUGGGGCUAAAAACCCCUCCGAAAAAACCCUUUAACUAACCUUUAAUUUGUAUUUUAAUUUUAAAAACACAAAGGUCGAAUGUGAUAGAUAUUUUUUGUGACUUCCCUGACAUUCCCCCCCCCCUCGCCGCUGUGCAAACAAAAAUCUAAUGCUUAAAACGAAUUAUCGUACAAAAUUAUUAUAUUAUAAUCAUAUGGAAAUGUAUUUUGUUUUUUUUUUUGUUUAAACACUUAUAAAUCCCAUACGCAAAAUGCAAAACACCAUAAAUAUUUUGUCGGAUGGAUAAUUCGAGAUUAAAAUAAAAAUAAUAUUUAAAAAUCAAUAAUAUACAACUAAUCCUAUAAAAUAGUAUAUAUGAUACAUAGCAUCAAUGUAUUUUGUACAAAAAAUAUUUUAAAUAUUUGUUCGAGUAAAUAAAAAUGGCCACCUACAUUAUUAUACACGUUUCAUUUUUUUUUAAACACUAUAAUUGUGUAAGUUUAUUAUUGAGUUUAUUUAUGUUUCCAAAAUUUCGCCAACAUAACGAAUGUAGGAAGUCGAUAAUAAAAUUUAUCGAGUAGGUAUCGAAUUUUUGCAACAUAAUAAUCAUAAUCAUAAUAAAAUGGAUUAAACUAUUUGGUUUAAAACGUUAACGGUCGUUUUUAAAUCAGUAAACUGAUACAUACGUUGUAUUUUUAUUUUCUAGUUGAAAAACUACACCUAUAUAAUAGAAAAUAGACUUCUAACAUUGUCGUGCGCGUUAAUAAUUUAAAUAAAUAGCAUGCGGUUUAGGUGUACCUAUCUAAAGACCACCUACUGUUUAUAUAGGUACGUAACGGUUUAAAGUCAAGUUGAUAAAAAACAUAUUGUUACUAUAAUAAAUUUAAUAGUAGAUAAGAAAGUUUACCAUUCUGUUAAUUAAACUCGACGGUUAACAAAAUGCCACUCCGUGGAAGUAGUUAAAUAACGUUUUCCAAAAUUUGUUUUUAUUAUUAUUAUCACCCCGUUAUAUUAUAAUAUUCCGCGUUAUUCAUUAAUUUUAUUUUCGUGUUAUUCAUAAUAUUUUUGUAAAGAUUAAUUUACGUACUUAUCGUUUUAUAUUCAAUUUAUUUAUGUCAUGUAUACCGUUUAAGAUUUGUAUCGCUUUACCAAAUCCGAUUUUUCUUUCUACAUAAUAUAAAAUAAUGCGAUAUAUAGUUCAUAUGCGUAGCUCAAAACUGAAUUUCACUUUUACUCCGAACAAAAGAAGUACAAUACAGUAGUGCUUGAGCAAUACCUAAACCUAUAUAUACCUAAUGAAAAUACCUAUAAUAAUAUUUGCAAUAGUUUCAAAAAAAAAAAAAAACAACUUCGUAAAAAUUACACCAUAUUAUUAUGAACGUAUAAUGCAUGUUGCUUAACGCGUUCAAGACUCGAUACGUAUAAGUCGCGUAAGUAUAGGUAAUGUACCUAACUAUUAAAUGAAGCAUAAUGAAUAACGAUAUAUACAUAUUCAAAUGUAAAAUAUAGAAAAUACGUAAACGAUUCCUAGGGUAAAAUGAGCAGAAUAAUAUAAUACACCACAAUAUAUAGAUGGACAAGCGAUUGUUUUACGGCGGUCCAGUGACCUAUAACCUUAAAAUCUUUCCCGCUGGUCGUGCAUAAGAGGUCGUUGCUGCCAAAGCAUAAUAGUAUUAUACAAUACAUUUUUUUUCUUCUAUUUUACGGGGUUUUUUUUUCUUUUCUAGGUGCCUUUUGUUUGUCCGAGAAAUAUAAUAAUAAUAACAACUAUAAGGGCAAAGUUUGUACAUUAUACUAUCUUAAAUGUAGAAAAUCGCUAAGCACGUGUAUGUUCGUGAACGAAUAAUACCCAGUUUGCAAUUAAAUUUUAACAAAAUAGCAAACUAUAAAUAAAAUAUUAAUAAAUACAAAUUUAACGAAUCGACAGUUUCAAUAUAAUAUUAUCAGGACAUCGUAUAUAUAUACACAGUGUGAUUCUUUUAUCGUUGAACACGUAUAAUUUCGCAAAAUAUUGAUUUUUUCAAAACAAUGUUUUAGGCAAUUUAAGAAACAAGCAGAUAUAAAAUGUUACACUUUCACUAUUUUUUGUCACACUUUUUUUCGGGGAUCAAACGACUACCUACUUUUAAUGGUAACCUACAUUAAAAGUUUCGUAAAUUGAUUAAAUACCUAUUAGUUUCAAUAAAAUCAUGCGUUGAAAUUUUUGAUUUCCGUCAAUCCAUUUAUGAGAUAUUCUACUUCUAAGUUUAGAUGGGAGGAGAGUAGUGGAAUGCUAUUCAAACUCCAUGCGCCGUAUCGCCACACAAAUAAUACUCCGCUAAUUUCCUCCCAAUCAAGCUUAAAAUUGAAAUAUCGCGUGAAUGGGUUGACGGAAAUCAAACAUUUCAACACCAGAAUAUUUAUUUUACUUUACAAAUAUAUGGUACAAUUAAUGUAGGUUGCCGUUUAAAAAUCAAAAGUUGAUAGUUGUUUCACAAAAAUAAUAGAAAUGUAACAUUUUAGAGCUGCUUGUUUUUUAAAUUUUCAAACAAAUUUGUAUUGAUCAAAGUAAAUACUUUGCGAAAUAAUGAGUGACCAACGAAAAAAUAAUCACGCUGUAUAUAUACACGUCUCACGCCAAUCGGCAAUACUUUUAUGUACUACUAUUAGUUGUUUGAAUUAUGCUUAAAAAUGAAUACUAUACUCUUUGCAGUUUUAAUUAAAACAUUAUGAAGUGCAUGCCUAUACGGUUUAUUACGCGGCCGAAAACCGAAACGUUAUACAAACGUUUAGAGAAUAUUCGUUCGCCACAUAUACACUGAAUUAAAUGGUAUACCUACGUAAAAGUAAAAUUUUUUGAAACGAGAGAAAUUGAAUAUCACAGCGCGUAAUUUAUCCAUCGUUCGUGUCGAUAAUAAAUCGUUAACGUAAUAAACUUCAAUGGCAGCAACUCGCGAGCCUUAAAAGCUCAGAUCAGGCAAAUAUUUUGAAAACUAAAUAGGUAGGGGGGUUCUAAUGUGCACGAAAAGACUAAUAAAAUGUAUUGUUAGAAAUUUGAUCAUAAAUCAGAAGUUUUAUAUUAGACGUAUAACACGAGAUGAUGCUAUCAUUAAGUAUAUUAUUUGUUGAUUUCAGACUUCAGUAUUUAGUCUAAUUAUUUUAAAAAUUGAACAAAUAUUUUUAAACAUUACGAUAUUUUCUACGAAAUUAAUUUUCCAAAUUUUAAAGAUGGAAAUUGUAGUAAGCUACGUACCUAUAUGUAUUUUAUUUUAGUAAAGAAAAUUGUAGAUGAUUGUAGAUGAGUCAGGGCAUCACUUGCCUCAUCCAAUAAACUCCCACUUAACUACUAAGUUCGGAACAUCUAUACAAUUUGUAUAAUAUAUAUGACCAUUUGAUUAAAUGCUUCUUUUACCGAAUCCGACACAAGACCUGUUAUUAUAUAAUAAUUAUCUGCAGUGGUGACUAUCUGAAAUAUACUUAUAUUUAGGGGCGCUUGAUUAAUUCACAAAGUAUUAUGCCUCCACCGCCACAACCUUAUAAUAAUUAUUUCAUUGAAUUAUAAUUAUGAAUAAAUAAAGCAUUAUCUGUACAGUGUACAUUCAAUCUAUAAAAUAAGAUAUUUUUCUUCGUUCUAUCAUCGUAAUCGUAAUUUGUAACUUGUGUAUUAUAUAUCUGCAAUGGAAUACGAACUUCAGUAUUUUUCGUUAAAACUUUUUAUUUUUUAUAUGUAUUCUUAAAUAGUAUUUAAUAUAAUAUUAAAAUAUAAUAAUAUAGUCUUAUUAAAAUAUCUAUUGUGUUUUACAUUUUUUUUUUUUUUUUUUUUUUUUUUUUUUUAUAUAUAUAUAUAUAUAUAUAUAGUCAAUAAUACGAAAAAUAGAUUUCGAUAUAUUUUGCAUUUCUUUAAGAUCAUUAGUAAAACUGUUGCGUAUAAAUCGAUGACUGUAGUGCAAUUCAAUAUCUAUCCACCAUAAAAUAUUAUAUUAUAACUCAUUACUUGUAUUUUAAAAAUCGUUUUUUUUUUUUUUUUUUUUACAAAAACCCCGAGUAUCACACAACAAUAGAAAAAUAAUACAAGAUAGCUAUAUACUAUCAUUAUCAUUUAUAUCAAGGCCAUUGUUAUUAUUUAUUUUAUUUGGUGGUUUUUUUUCUCGUAUCAAAUUAGUCACUGUUUAAUAUUUGGUAUACCUAUAUAUUAUAAUAUAAUAGGCUAUAUAAGUUAUAGUGAGUUAGUCGAUCGUAAAAAAAAAAAAAACAGAAUGAGAAGUGUCAUUACUGGCUUAUGCUGGGCUUUGUUCUCUUUUGUUCGUAUGGUCAUCCCGUACAUAGAGCUAAACAAGAGUAAAAAUUGCAGCACAUGCAUAUAUGCGAAUAAAACUUGUUUCAUUUGUGCUGUUGCAUUACACGGGUUUCGCUUGUUUUUAUUAUUAUUUUAUUUAAUCAAAAGAAGUCUACCGCAUACGUACCGCGAAUUUACUAUUUAAAUUUAUUCAUUACAAAAUACAUAUGGAUUCUCUGUGUAUAAAAUAAAAUAAUAUACGUAUACCGAACGAAUAUUAUAAUACUAUAGGCGUUUUGCUAAACGAAUUUAAUUCGAAACCAGUCGGAAAAUUAUAAUAUUUGUUUGUAUAGAGUUUGAUAUCUUUAAUAUCUUAAAACCCAUAGUAUUGCUCGCCAUUUUAUAUUAACUAAAUUAAUUCGCGUGUACUUAAUUACUUAAAAAUAUUAAAAUUUUGACGAAAUCACUUAAAUAUUAUAUUUCAUCAAUAAAACAGAAAAAAUUGAAAUUUUGCAUACAUUUUUUUUCUAAAAAUGAUUUCGAGCAUAUAAAAUCAGUGACCACUUCCAAGUCUAGAAAUAUGAAUUCCUUAAUAAUACCGAAAUCAAUUUCGUUUAUAGAUUCGCGUCAUAUAUUUCACUAAACUUUUUUGAAGUUCUUCUGUACAGUUUUUCGUAAUCAGAUAUUAUUAAAAAUUCCAGACAUGAUCUCUUGUACAGGCCAUCUGCGUUUAAUUUCAUAUAUGUCCGACCAUCCCUAUACAGAGUGCAUACUACAUGAAAGUUUUUAGACCACUCCUUCUAUACUUGAAAUAAUUUGUAUAUAUAUUAUGUUAUAUAGGUACACAUUGUAAAACCAAUAUAUCCUUCGGCUGUCUCAUAAACUAAAAUAAAAAUAUAGCUAUGAGAGUACUGUAAAAUUUAAUAUAGAGCAGAUAUAGCUGUAAUAUAGUAGUAUUAUAACUUAUAAGUAACGACGAAUUAUCGCACUCGAAAAACGAUUCAGAGCUCAAAAUUAAAAUUGUAAUACAUUCUUGAAUAGUUAGGAACCUAUGUAGUUCCUUUUAUAACUUUGUUAAGUUUUCAACUAUUUUAAAAUGUGUCGAAAAUAUGUCCAUUAUUUUCUAAAGCUUUUUGAAUGGAGUAUGCCGGUUUACCAUCUUUUCGAGUAGUUUUACUACUCUUAAAAAAAAGUUAUUCCGAGGACAUAUAUAAUCACUCAAAAACUUACACGGGCUAUUCUAAGGAACACACCCCCCUUCAGAGUUACCGUGACGGCAUCGUACUUCUGAAAAAAUGUUUAUUUUUUUUUGAAAUAAUUAAUCAAUUCAGGAGACAAGUAAACAGUGUCACAUUUUUUUUUCAACCUCUGCAGCGUCUCUCGAAAAUCUUUUUUCUAUAAUAACCCACGGAUGGGAAACAAGCGCAGCCAUUUUAAAAUCACUGCAUCAGACGCAGUCGCGGCCAUAAUAAACAUGUAAAACCCAGACAUAUAUUUAUUAUUUUAUAUAGAUCAGCUGCAGAAUAAUAUUCUUCGCAGUUAAAAAGAUAUCAUCCUUUCUCCGCAAGUUUUCUGCGGUUUACAGAUUCGAUUCGGUUUUCGUAUACCUACGGACGUUUGCGGGUAAUUCUUAAUUCAUUAAACCGCGGACUCGGAACCCUUUGACCAGGCGUGUUGUAUAGCCAUAACUAUAUAAGACUCCACACCGGAUCGAUAACAGGCCAUUCAAACGACCCGCCAACAGCUGUUUAACUGGUUCGAAUGUCUAAACAAUAUACUUCGGGCUUUUAAUUUUUCGUCAAGUCCCCUCCGGUAACCGGGGGCUAUGUGGUCACGAUUUUACCGCAGAUACGAUAUUGUAUGCAUUCAAUAUAAUAUAUUGUAUAGUAAUACCAUAAUAUGAUGACGGGAGAAACAGACCGCGUCCGACGGUUUUGUGCGGACUCGGGAACUGCGGUUACCGUGGUAUAUACCUAAUAAUAUACGAUAUCGUUCGUUCGGUCGCACGUUUACUAUAAAAUAUUAUUACGACGUGCGAGAGCAGGGGUGGUUGUCGCCGCCACGCGAUUCUCGCGAAAUGUCCGCAAAACUGUGAUUCCGUUACCCAUAUGCUUAUUUACAGUCCCUAUUCGAGUUCGGCUCAAGUUGUCUGUAAAUAAACGACCCGUUGUGAUUUGUCAUCGACCAUCAUUCUAGGUUUUAGGUUUAUACUUAGUACACCAACUUCUUUGUGGUAUUAUCAUGUUCGGACUAACAGGUAGAUUAAAUUUGUUUGGUUCCCCUUUGAUUUAUCUAAACCUGCAUUGGUUUUUCAUUGACUAGGUAGUUGGUUUCAGUUUUAUACUUGAGAAAUUAACUUCCUUGGAUCAAUCUCCUAAUCUAACAUAACCUAUAGGUCGCUUUUGAAAACUUCUAAAACCAACCAGGUUACGUUUUGGCUUGGGCCGGACUCGGAUAGGGUCUGUAAAUACGCUGCCCAUGGUACCAUAUAAUAGGUACACGGAGUAAUCAGUCUCGGUACGCGAUUCCUAUUUUCUCACAGACCAUUCGUAGCAACGCUAAUAAUAUUCUUUUCAGCACACACACUGUAUAAUAAAAUAUAUUCAGUAUAGAAUAUUAUAUAGAAUACAGAUUCACGGUCCAGCGAUUUUCCCGGAGUAUUUUAAGUGAAUAUGAUUUCUGGUUUGUUUUUUUUUUUUUUCGUAGACGUUACAUGGAAUCAUUUAUACUUAAUAUUUUACCAUUGUAUUCAAAUUUUUACCCCUACCCCUUAAAUAACUUAAAUAACAUUUUGGAUUUCCAACCCUACCUCCUUAUUUUAAACCCAGAUUCGAAUUGAGAAUCUUUUUCUAAACAUUUGAACUUACUUUUCACUUGAAAAACGUCUUUAUAUUCAUUUUUUUGUGGAUGAUCCUGUUUUCUACUCUUUGGAAAUAAAUCUUAAACUGCUAUAAUUCAUCAAAGUUGGUAUAUCCGGUAUAAGGUAUUAGUGUUAUGCAAAACAAAAUUUGAAAAAAAAAAACUAUUCGAAUCCGUGUGUAAAGGGGGGGGGGAAUUUAAUUUCUAUUUGAAAACAUCUAUUUGAAUAUAUUAUCUAUAUUUAAUACUUAUUUAUGGUAUAGUGUUGAAAUACAGAUAAAACAAAAAAAAUCCGAGAUCGAAUUCACUCAAAUUUAUCGCUGGAUAUAGUGACGAAAAAAAUCACCUGUCUUUAGUUUUCGAAUUUUUCGUGUAGUGCCUAUAAAUACGUUUUGAUUGUAUUGUAUUCGCCGUAAUAAAAAAGUAUUUUUUUACCUAUUAUAUAUUAUAUACUCGUAUAAUUUACAGUCUUCGUAUAUUAUACGUGUUCCUAAAAAAAAAAAAAAAAAACAGGAAACGUUGUCAUUUUAUAUAAUCGGUAUAUGAUUAUUACGUUGUUCUUUAUUUUCGAUUGUCUUCCGAGAAAUUUUUGGUAUAUUUACAAUAAUUACUUAUACAUUAUUAAAAAAUCGCUUUAAUUCGUUAUUGUUUGUUUCAUUAAGUAUAAUUGUUUGUAUAAACUGAUAAACUAUUGCGAUACUGCAUAGGGCAUAUUAUAAUAUUGCAACUUGAAAUUGAUUUCACUGAAAAAAAAAUAUAUAUUUGACUGAGCGAAGCGGAAUGUUGAUUUUACUAUAUGAUUUUGUUUUGUGGCUGUAAACUAUACUUUUCUACUAGAAAUCAAAAACUUUAUGGAAACUUUCUUGUAACGUUUUUAUUCUAUAUAAAGUCGGUUCAAUAGAGAAGUCAUUUUUCAUUUUUUCUUAAUAAAUGGGAAAUCUGGCAUUGUUUUGUAUCAUGUUUGUUGGUUUAAAACAUUAAAUUCCAACAAAUUAAAUUCCUUAAUUCCAAUUUAAUUUCUUAAUUAAAAAUAAAAACAAUACGAAUUAAUACGACGAAUAAUAUUCUACCCGGAAUCGUUUUCCGUUAGCAAUAGUUUAUCGUUGCCUACACAAAUAUAAAUCAAAUUACUCUAUAUAUCCUCCGUUCCAAUUUCCCUUAUUAGCAAUAUUAGCUUCUUUUUUUUUCUUUUUUUAAUGAUAAUUUAACGUUCUAUAUAUUAUAUGUGUAUAUAUUGCAUACGUAUUAUGUUUUAAUACGAUAGGCAUAGCGCUUAUAUGAUCCCCGAGUACCCGUCGUACGUAAAACUGCAUAAAUUUGAAUUUUGUACAAAUGUAUCUACGAAAGAAAAAAACGAAUAACGAAAAAAAUACGAAUCCGAUGCGGUAAUUCUAACUAUACUUUUUUUCUCUCGUGUAAUUUGAAUGAUAACACGCGGAUAUAAUAAUAUUAUAUUAUUCUGAAUAUAUUGUAAUGUAUACUCUAACAAGUAGGUAUACACAAUAACUAUAUAAUAUAUAUGUAUUCAUAUUUUUUAGUACCUAUCAUCAAAAAAAAAAUAAAAAAUUCUUCACCGUAUUUUAUCGCGAUCAUUAUUCUAUACACAAUAUUAUAUUUUUUUUUUCUUUAAUUCGCUUUCCCCAUGAGCCAAUGUAAUAUACUGAAACAUAAUACUUCCGUGCACUGAAUAUAAUUAUAUUAUUAUGAUUAUCUCGAAGUGCCAAUUUUGUAAUAUACGUACCUAUAUUCAAUUGCCGAGAAGACCUCGCAGCAGUGUUAUAUUACUUAUGUAUCAUUAUACUAACAUUCUUGAAUAUUUUCUACGGUUCGUAUAAGGUACCUACUUUGUUUUUAAAUUUGCGAUUUAUACGUAUUUCUAAAGAAUUAUAUUUUCAUUUGUAUACGAUGUAGUAUGAUAUUAUUAUAUAUUUACCCCGUAAACGUUUUUAUGAUGCAUAAAUAAAACGUGAAUUACUUACGAAUUGAUAUAAUACAUUGUAAUAUUAAAGUAUGAAUACCUACUUAAAUAUAUAAUACAUAAUAAAUUCGACUCGUAUGAACCUAUUCGAUUUGUAAUUUGAACAACAAAAUUUGUUUGUCACUUAUUGCGGUUGAAAGUGGUUUGUUUUUUUAUAUACAUUUAUCGAACCAAUAAGUUUUAAAAUAAUCAAUAACAUACUUCUAGUAGCCCAAUUUCUGUUUUGAAAAAUGAUUUGACUUCAUAUACUUAUUUUCUAUGUUUUUUUAGAAUAAAUAUUUUCGUGAAGAUGACCAUUAAAAAGUAAAAAAUAUAAUUCAAAUUUCACAAAAUUGGAAAUAAUUCAGAAAAAAUAUCAGAAAAUUCCAAACCCCUAAAAUAAAACGAAAAAGUUUUAUAUGGCACAUUUUAUUAUUUGUGAUUGAAACUAAUAAUAAGUAAUAACCUUAAAAAAAUCACCGCCUUUGUUUAUUAAAAUAAUUUGUAGGUACCUAUAUUGUAUACAGAUUAUCCAGUAACUGUUAAAUCUGUCUAUGCCGGGCUAUUAUAGAUAUGUAAGGAACCUAGAAAUUGACCUUUUAAAGAGAUUUCUAUUUUAUUUGGCGUGUCCGUCGCAGUGUUAUAAUAAUGUACUGUAAAUAAUUGUAUUCUAAUUGAAAUAUUUAAGCUAUCCAAUAGUAUUACUUGUGUGAUUACCCUUCUAAAUAUUAUAAUACCGUAUUAAUGUAAUAUUUUUUAUCUCAAGGUAAAAAAAAAAACUCAUAAAAACUAAAUUUAUCGUUGUAAUUUUGCAAAAAAAAAAAAAAAAAAAAUAAAUAUUAAAGAUUUUUAAAUAUAAAUUGGCAGUGACUUUAUCAUAUAAUAUAGGUGUACACAAUUAGCGUAUAUAUUUAAUAUCGUCUUCGAAUCGUUAAUCCCCGAGCGUUAACCUAUGCACAGAUACUUAUAAUGCGGUUUCGUUAAACAUAAAUAGGUAUUAAACGAAUUUUAUUAAUCGUAUUUGUAAUUUAUAUACUAUAUAAAUAUUCCAGUUGGGAAAUAUCAAGAGCUGCCUGGAUCUCCUGGAGACGCUGGGCGUUCCUUUGGACGGUAUCACCGCCCAUGACGUCAAGGAAGGUAACUUGAAAGCCAUACUGGGCCUGUUCUUCGCACUGUCCAAGUAUAAACAGAAACAGAAACAACAGCAAAAAUCCGAAGGCCCGUGCAAGUCGAGAAUACCGGCUACGGACAUGAAGCAAUCGAGGUAAAGUAAUGUUUAACGAAACUCGAGAGGAGACAGAGAACGUGAUGAUAAAUCGCGUGGUUGGAACAAUAAUAAUAAUAGAGUAUAGAAGACAUAUUAUAUUAGGUGGUACCAUAUCUAUAAGAGUGGGGAGGGAAAAAUGAAAAUAAAUUACGUCAUUGUGGCUGUGUAGUAAGGGCGUGGACCCUUCAUCCCUUUUUAUAUACCCUCUAAGGCUCUGUGAACAGACGGUGUUCAGUUUCAAUGGGGAAUUCGAACAGUGCGCGUCGUCAUCAGUCCAGGAGUGUCCCAACGUCUCCUGAAGUCAGAUUAAGGUUCAUAUUAAGCACAUAUUGUAUAAAAAACAAUAACCGUCUUAUUACCUUAUUAUGAUUUCCUAUACCUAGGUCGAACAAUAGUCCAUAGAGUUUUAAUAUAAUUAUAUGAUAUACCUACGCCAUUUUAUUCGAACACUGCAUCACUCUUUCCGACGAAAUCACAUUGUUGUUAAUUUUUUAAUUUCUAUGUAACAAUUAAUAUGUAUUUUAUUGUUAAAUAGGCUUCCUGGACCCACCCUACACUCGGGCAGUAUCACAAGUAUACCGACUCCGUUCGUCCAGAGAUUUCAUCAAUUGCAAAAUACGCCUUCUGCCAACAGUGAGUAUACCUAGUUACUACAAUAGUAAUUAUAUUUUAAUAUUAUUAUAAUAGACGUGGACAUGUUUCCUUAAAUUUAUAAUAGUUAUACAAAAUAUUAAUGAGUAAAUAUUUUGUAUAACCUACUAAAUUUCAUAAUAUUUAAUCGCUUGUUAUACAUCUUUGGCUCCAGGAAGAUUUAAUUUUAUCAAUUUCGUAUUGUUUUUGAUAUAAGCAAAUUACAUUUUUAAAAUACAUGUACUUUUACACAGACGAAUACACGUCUUAUGUAAUUUAGAUAAAAAAAAUUGAAGGAGAAAAAUAAUAUGCGACAAAAUUAUUUUACACCAAACACAUGGCCAUAAUAAUUAUAAUAAAUGCAUUUAUUAUACCGUAAGGUACCUACAAAUUUGACUUUUUGAAUAAAUUAUGUUUAACAUAUUUUUUCGCUCCGUAAAUUUUUGACAGCUAUCCAUUAUUAUAACAUAUGAAUUUAAAACACUAAAUUUAAAUAAACUAAAAUUUCAACCUUUGACGAUAAACACAAAUUGAAUAGAAUUUAAUGAGAAUUUUUUAAAACCAGUACAAGUAUACAUCAUUUAAUUUAACUUGUUGAAUGGAAUAUGGUUAUUAAAUAAAUAAUAACAAUUUUCAUUGUUUUACGUUUUAUGGUAAUAAUAUUUUCUUUUUUUAAAAAUACUCUAAAUACCUACACAAAAAAUAAGAAUAUUGAAUAAUACAUAUUAUAUUAAGUAUAUAAUAUAUUUCUAAUAUGUUUUUUUUCGUAUUUAAGUUGUUUACGAGUAAACGCUUCUUCGUUAGGUUUUUAUUUAUUUAGGUUUAUUUGUAAGUAUGUAAGUCUAAUCUGACGAGAAAAUAAAGAAAAUAACAAUACAAUGUUUCUCUGGUCCGAUUCAACCUUGAAGGCUUGAACAAAUUAUCUCAAGUACUUAAUGUUUUAAAUCUAUUAUAUAGUUAUACCCUUCAAAAAGAUAUGACCGCUCGCUGAACAACAAUUUAUUUCAAUUUUAAAAUACACUUUUUAUAAUUCUAUUUUUUCCGUAGGUAUACACUGGGUUUAAUUUCAAAAUAAUAUCAUUUCCAUAAUACCUCAUAACGUAUCUAAUACAUUUUUAAUUGUUGGUGUUGAAAUAGAUUUAAUAAAUUCAUGAAUUAUUAGUUACAAUCGAUUAAAAUAAUUAUCUCUAUACCGUAGGUACCUAAUAAAAGUGUCUUAUUUGUAACCUAAACUUACGUUAUUUAUUAUCUUUAUAUUAAUGUUUGAUUCUGUACCUACCUACCUAUUAACAAAAUUCCAAAAACUAUAUCAUUUAAAUUCACAAUAGAUACUUAUAAUCAGAAUACAAUUAUACAGCCCACGGAUACAUUAUUUUCUAGUUCAUUUCGAGUCACCCUUUCUUCCAUUGUUAUAAUAUUUGAAUGGCAAUUAUUACUCGCGCUCUUUCACGCCCUUCCCGACAUUUUCUAUUGAUGACGUCAUGCACAAUAAUAUAAUAUCUUAUGCCUGUUGCUUUCUUAUCACAUGUUUCUGUAGCAUAUUAUUAUUUUUUUUUCCAGUUCUUAUCUCUCAACAUAUACGGCACUACACAGUAAGCAGUAAAGUUGUAGGUGACUGCCUAAGGUUUUGUCAUUUUACUUCGAAUUCCAAUUAUUUAUUUUUAUAUGUUUUUAGAAGAAACAUACCUAGGUAUUUUUUAUAAAAAAAAUACAAACAAUAAUAAAUGUACUUAAAAUAUUGAUUUUUAUUUUUCAAAUAGAUUAACAUUAUGAAUAAAUAAAUUAUUUUGUAUACAAAAUAACUUAAUGUUGUUUGUUUAUUGUUUAUCAUAUUUAUUCAUGUUUAUUUUAGGUCCAUAUACAGGAAUCAAAUGUACAUCAAAUAGUAGUUCCAGAUCAACUAGUCCUCACACUUUUAUACCAUCUCCAAAAACUAUCAUUAGAACACCAGUUGCUUCACCUAAAAAUUCCAAGUAAACAAACAACAAAACAAAUCAAUUAUUUUAUGCAUAUUAUUUUCUCGACAAUAUUUUGAUACUAAAACAAAAUUAUUUCAGUCAAAAAAAUGGAAUGCCUGUUAAAACCAAUAUUGCCAGUCCAUACAGUUCUGCACAAAAAAACAGUGCUUUGUUGGAAAAGCUAAAAGCUUCCAAUCAAAAAGAAAAAUCCAGUAAACAAGGUUUUUAUAAUGAAUAAUAUUUGAGUAUUUUAUGUGUCAUUUUUUGUAAUUAGACAUUUUUUUUUUUUUGUUUUAGUUAUAAGUAAUACAAAAAGAACUUCCAGUUCUAGUGGAUUCAGUUCUGCUCGCUCAGAACGCAGUGAUUCAUCAAAUAGUCUUUCAAAUGAACCGAAAGCAGUGCCUAAGUAUGUAAAAAUAUUUUAAAGUAUUAAAAAGUUAUAUUUUUAUUUUAUCAUUUAAACUUAUGCUUGAUAAUAGCCAAGAAAAAAAAGAAAAUUAUACAGACGUUCCAAAGCCAGUAUUAAGAAAAAAAAUUGUCCGACCACCAGUACCAGCUGAAUCGCGUCUUUCAAAAAUUAGUAUUAAAUCAACUACACCGCCUAAAUGUGAAAAUCUACAAAGAAAAAGUGUUGAAGUAAAUUUAAAAAUAUAUUCAUAUUGGUAUUUUUUGUAUAAUUUUAAUUAUUGUUAUUUUUAUUAGAUAUUAAAUUCUGAUAAAGACGAUUUAACUAAUUCAUCUACAAUGGAAUUAUCACAAAGUCAAUCUGUGAGGCUUAGUGGAACUGGAAUCCCAAAACCAGUAGCUACUGUCAAAGGAAUGGCAAAACCAACUCAUUGUGUUGCACCUAUGCAACAAAUAAAUUCAGAGUCUAAAAAAAUUGAUGAUCUUCCAGAAAAAAACAAUGUAAAAUCCCUUGAUAUGUGUAAUGAACCAAAAAAAUCUGAUAAUGUAGGUUUUGAUAAAAAAUAAAUAGUCAUUAAUAAUAUGUUACUUUUAAUUAAUUUUUACUUUUUAGACAUCUAGGUUAGUUCCAAAUGAAUCAAAACAUGACAAGCAAAACUCAUUUACUGAAGAAGACGAUCCAGCCUUAAAUGUGAAACCAAUGGAACCGUUAUUGAGAGGUUACAAGAGAUCAAUUAUUGUUCCCCAACACCGUACUAUACCAUCAGAUUUAGGUAUUGUGAUAUAUAUUCUAAAGUAAAUUAUUGUUAUUAUACUAGGUGUCUAGACUUUUAUAAAAAUUAAAUAAGGUGUAUAAUUUGAUACAUUUUUAUGUAUAAAUCUAUCUUCAAGUCUGAUUUAUAAGAAGUCAGAGCACAUAGAUUUUAUAACUAUCACUUAAGCAUUAACAAAAAAUAUAAUAUAAUGUACUUUAAAGCAACAUAUUAUAAAAAUAAAUUAAAUAAACAAUAAUAUUACGUGUUACUAUUUUGCUUAUGUUAAUUAUUUAGUGAUAUAUGUCUAAUACUUUGCCUCGUGAUAACCAGUGGGAACAAUAUAUUUAGGUUGCUACUAAAAUAACUUUGGAUCACUUCUUGUUUAAAAUAAAUUAUACUAUUAUAGAAUUAAGAUUGUUUUGUAUCUUGUCAAAACUUUUCACACUAACCAUACAUUUUGAUUCAACAAUUAAUUUUUUUUAACUAGAACUUUGAUAUAAUUUUAAAAUAUAAUAUAAUAAUAAUAGUAUACAAACACACUACAAAUUGGUAGAUCACAUAUUUAAUAAACACCGAAAAUUUAAUAAUAUUUUGUAUUAAUAAUUUCAAUAUUUUUUGAUCACAGGAUUAUCUCAAAAUAACAGUAUGAAUAGCAAUUAUCAAGAAAAACGAAUAUCAGCAGAUUCAGACUAUGGACAACAAUCGUCAGGUAAAAUAACAAUUGAUUUUUUUUAUGGACAUCUAUUAUAACUAUUGUUAUACAGUACUGUAAGGAAAAAUUGAACAAUUGACAUAGCUAGCUAUUUUCUUUGCAGGUUAUGUAUCUGAUGGUGAUGUUCUUCAGUAUGACAUUCAGUCAAGACAAAUUCUUGCAACAGAUCCAGGUUACAUGUCCGAAGGCCCAGUAUAUAAUGAUUCAAAGUGAGUACAUUAUAACAUUUGAGACCAUUUUCAAGUAAAAAAAAUAUUUUGUUUUUCUGUACACAAAACUCAUAGUAAAAUCAUUUAUUAUUUACUAUAAAAAAUGUACCUAAUUAAUUAUAAUCUAGUGUUUAUAAAUACUUGGAAACAUUAGUAAUAGAUUUAUAAUUUGUACAAUAUUAUAUUUGAAAUUCUAAGUCGUUAAAAUAUUAACUUAGCAAAUUAUUGUUGUAUGAUACAGCUCCUUGAAUUAUAAAAUAUAUUAUAGUUAAAGAGUACAGAAAUAUUUAUAAAAUUAUCAUUUCCAAUAAACUACAAUCUAUUAUACUGGUUUUGAAAUAUUAAAGUAUCUACAUAUUUUUAAUUACUCACUGCAGUAAGUACUUUUAAGCAUUGUAUUUAAUUUUAAAUUAAAAAAAAAAAUUAAUCUCUAAGUUAGAUUAGGUUCACAACUGUUUUACCAAAGAUGUAUUUAUAUACAUAGUAUACUAUUAUUAAAUUCCAGUAUAUUGUUAACUAUCAUCAUUACUUCUUAGGUAUCAUAACAUAUUUAAAGUACUGAGGGAGCAAAUUUUAAAUAAUGUAUAUUAUUUUGAAAGUUAUAUCUGAAAAUUCUUAUACCAUAUCAAAGUUGAGAAGAUUAAUAAUUUUGAAUAAUUGAAUUAGUAUUUUAGGUAUAAAGCUAUUCAAAUUAUGUUAAUCAUUUAAUGUUUUGUCUUUUACAGUAGUUUUUGUUUUAUUUUUAUGUAAAAUAUAUAUAAUAAUAAUACUUAAUACACAUAAUACUUUAAAUAAAUAUUUUUUUGUAAAUGAUUAUUUUGAGUUCCAAAUUUCAGUAAUAACUUUUUUUUUUUUACUUAAGUAAUAUUGUCUAAAUCAAAUUAAAAAAGUGAUUAAAUAAUAAAUAAUAUACAUUGUUGUUUUUUAAUAGGGAGACAAAUUGAGAAUUGGGUUUUAUUCUGGAAUCAUUUUGUCUUACAUUUAAAUAUAGGUUUUCAAGUAAAUAAAUUUAUUCUAAAACAAUAAUGUUAAACCUAACAAUUAUUGAUUGCAUUUAAGUUAUUUAAAUAAUUAUUAGUCAUGUUAUUAUAAUUUUUUUAGUAGUGUAUGAAUAUGUGUACUCAGAACCACAGAUAAAGUCCUCAACAGGGACAACCCUAGAAAAUCAACUCACUUGGUGCAAAAUACUUUUGAUAUCAAUAUAAGCUAUGGGUAACUUUGCUUCCCUCCCACGCUCUCCUAACACUAUAUUUACACAAACAUUGAUCAACGGAUAGACAGAUUAGUUAAUUAAUAAUAACACCAUUAGCAGCCAAAAUAAAUGUAUUAAUAGAUUCAUUGUAAUUCUGUCUUUGCCCAUCAGUAUGUCAGUACCUACUACAGUGUGACACUGUUUAUUUUAUAGUUUAUUAUUUUUUAAAAAAAUUCAAAAUUAUUAAAUAUAUUUGCUUAGGUAGUGCAAAUGCACAACCUGCUACCCUCUCCGGAUGUCCCUAAUCUUCAGUUAAAUUGUGUAAUACAAUAAAUUAAGGUAGAUAUUCAAUUUUUUUUUAAAAUAUUAAUUUAUAAUUUUUUGAUAAUAUAGAAUUUAAUGAAAGAUAUGCAAUUUAAUUUUGUCUUUAUAUUAUAUUGUUUAAUAAUAUUUUUUAAUUAUUGUUUACAAAAUAAGUAAAUUUACAACAAUAUUUAAAUCUUUCAAGACUAAACUUAUAAAAUAUUAUAGUAUUAUUAUUUAAUUUUUUUUUUGUUUAUCAAAUAAUAUGAUUUAUUAGUAUUUAUUUUGACAUUUGGGUUUUUAUUUAAAUAACAUUUAUACAUCAAUUAAAUUAUAUUCAGUGAAUGUAAAAUAUUGAUUUUUCUUUAAAUAUUCAUGAUAUUUGAUUGACUUAAUUGUUAGUUUGGUGUACAUCAAGAUUUUAUAAUCAUGUUUUUAACUAUCAAAUCAUUUCUCUUAGAUAACAGACCUCUAAGUUAUUGUUUUGGUUGUUGAGCUUAAAUAUUUUUACAUAUUUACUAAUUUCUUAAACAAAGAAAAGAUGUUUAUGCAUUGGACUAGAUAAUCCUAUAAUUAUUUGUAUUAUCUUGUAAUUAAAAUUUCUCGUUUUGAAUAAAAUAUCAACAAGUUGUAAAUAUCUUAUAGAGUGCUUAAGAUCUGAGAGACCAAAAUUUUUAAUAUUUUCAUGUUUAAAAUUCGUAUUAUUUUUUUUUUUCGAACGUGAUGUCCAAUUUGAAGUAGAAAAUGUGAUGCCCACGGCCUAGCUCUGCCCACCAAUUUUAAGGAUGUUCCUACUUACGCCCACUUCCAUAACUUAAUCACGAUAAAUCGUAGAUAAUUUAGUAUGUCAAAUUGCUUAAUGAGCGGGUAAAUUGACCUUUUGGUGUAAUUAAAAUAACACCCUUUUACACAUAUUUCAAUUACAACGAAAAAAACUAGAAUAGGUACCUAUCCAACAAUAACAACAACAAAAAAAAAACCCUAUAGAAAAAUAUUUUCACGUUUAUUUUUAAUGCUUCAAUACGCCUUAUAUCAAUGAUUAAUAUUUUCCGCUUGUCAUGUUAGUCUUGUCGAGUCGACCGUAAAAAAUAAAAUUAGAUCAAUAGCCUUUAUAAAGAAAUUGACUUUGAUUGGUUCGUCGUUCCCCUUUUCAAUUUUUACACUUAUAAAAAUCUAAAUUCAAUAAUAACACUGUAAAUGUUUAUUUUAUUAUUUCUGUAAAUUUAUCUGUAUUUAUUUGUAUAAUAAUAGAUGGACUUCUAAAUUGUGUUUUAUGCUGUCUCAAUGCAUAUUCGUUUUUUUCUUUUUUCUUUAGUAAUUUUUUUUAAUAGGCAAGACACGGGGGCGGGGGGACGUGUUUGUGAAAAGGGUGUAAUUGAGCUCCCUUUUUUGAAUGAGUCAUCUUUCAUGAACAGGCCAUGCGUAACAAAAUUAUAUAUGUAUGGUGGUUUAGUCGUAGUUUAUACAUAAACAUAAUACUUAUUAAUAUAUAAUGUAUGUGACUUCAUACGCCUCGAAACACGUAUUUUCAAAUACUACUAUAAAAUCGACUGUAAACAAUUUUUUAUGUUCUAUACUGGGUACCACUAAUGGAGUUUUAUUUAAAUGUAUUUUAAAAAAUUAGAUUUCUUUGUCACCGUGUUUGUUUAAACGAAUUCCCCCCCCCUCCGUAACAGAUCUAUGUUUCCAAAUUUUUAAAAAUGUUUUGUUACUAAAACGGAUUUUUCGUAUGUGAUUAAAAAUACCUAAUCGAUUCGUUACCAAUACGUUACAUGUAUGUAAAAGUUUAAUUAAACUGAUUUUAUCACAUUUUUUUUUUUUUUGUAAUCGAUUCCUUAUUAAAAUGGCAGAAAACUGGCUGAGUCCGAUUUUGAAAUUUCUACUUGGGUUCUCCCCGCACAGAAAUCGUAGACAAUUUUUAAUUUGUAUUGAUUUCUAACCUAUGCGGUUACUGUGUGACGAAAAUUCACCGGGGACGCUUGCCAUUGGCGCCAAUGUGUUGUUUACACGGAAAUUAUAAUUUUUGGCAUGUAACAACGGCGUGAUUAUUCGGAGAAAAAAAAUGUCGAUAAAUUAUUGGGUAUCGAUAAUAAACGUAAGUGAAUUUACUUUAUAAGCCCGUGAAAAUACAUGUACCGGCCUAUGUAUUUUGGACAGAUAAAUAAUAAGUAACCAUAAUAUUACGGUCGUAUUUAUUAUAAUUUAUUAUCGUGGUGUUUUGUUUAUAACGAUAAGGUCGCUCGAGGGGCUAACAAUAGCAAUAUACGUAUUACCUGCAGUCUGACAAUGGCCAACGUGGUCCAUCAAUCUUAAUUUGUCUCCUCCCGCCGAAUUAUAUAUGACUACACCAGUGGGUGGCCAUAGGUAUUAUUUUUUUCGAUGACUUAUCUUUUUCCUUCUAGAGGGUUUCAAAAUGUUUGUUGUGCGCGUUUAAUCCGGACGUUUUAAUAAUUAGCCGUAAAACGUGUUUUCGUUUAAUUGAAUUAUUUUUGUUGCGAUCACGCGGACGAUAUGAAUCCCCCUUUAGGCUUUCCAUCGAUUAUACUACGUACUCCCUUGUCCUCCAUCGGACCUUAAACAACACCCAACCGUUCUCCACGUUGGCGGCCGCAUAGGUACCCACCCCGCCGACACUUUCAGACAAAUUCAGUGUCGAACUGCUGCGCUACUGCUACAACAAUACAAUAUAAUACCUGCGUGAUAAUAUUGUUCUAUCGGUUUAGAAGAAUAUACCUACGACAUAGCAAACACGUACAUUUGUACGAUAAAAUAUAUAACCGACAUAGGAUAAGUGGAAAAAUACGUUUUCGAAAAAAUUGUACGCUCGGUCGGCAAAUUUUUUUGCCGGCGAUAUAAUAUUAUUGCGCGUGUAAACAAAAGAGACGCACAGUCGCGUUUUAGUUUUAGGAGUCGCGCGGUAGAUAGCGCCUCGGUGGAUUCGCCAUAGAGUUUGUGCUUUUCGAGGGUGUCCACAUCCAACCGAGACCAGAGUUUUAACAACACACCCCGUAUAGGCACAAAUACAACAGCAGUAGACAGCAGUAGUUGUAUAACGUUCUGGAGUAGUAGACAUUUCGCCAUAUUAAAAUUGUAUUAAUAAAAUUUGCAUAAAAAUUUGGUACCUAUUUAUAUUUUAUUAAUCUAAUUAUUUAUUUAUCAUUAUACAAUUAUAUGGCAAAAAUCCAUUAGUUUGUAACUACUAGACAAAAAGUUAAUUGACAUAAAAGACUAAAUAAUGAUUCGCUUGAUUUACCUACCUACUUAAUUUUAUGUUAUAGAUCUAUCAAAUACCAAAAUUCAGUCAUUAAUAACAAACACAAUGUACCAUUAAACAAUCAAAUUCAUUUAAAACAUAGGUAAGAUAUUUUAAUAUUUAGUUUUAAACACUUUAUUUACCAUGCUUUACCCUGAUAAAGUACACCACUAAAAACUUUUAUUCUUGAUUUAUUUUUAAUACAAUAAUAAUUAUAUUGUAAAAUAUUUUUAUUUUUACAUAAUUGAAUGUCAUUUUAAAAUAAGAUGAUUGUUAAAAUUAUUUUAUUUAAUCAUGUAUGUCUUAGCAUAAAAAUGUUAUACUUUUUUUAAAAAUUAAAUUAAGUCAAACUAAUGCAUUUAGUUUUUUUUCUUAUGUCAGUUCUAUUUUAAGUUGAGUAAAAGAGCUAUUAGUUUAGUUUAACAUUUUCAUUUAAUUAAAAUGUAUAAUGUAAACUUUAUAUUAAUUUUAUUAAAUUAGCAUUUUUUUUUUUUUUUAUCAAAAUUAUAGAAUUGAUUCAUUUGAUAGACUUGAUGCAAACACAAAUGAUCCAAAUCAAUCGGCGAUUAAACAAAACGUCAAGGUAUUUAGCUAUCUAUACUAUAAUAAAUAAUAAAUCUAAUUGUAUUUUAUUAUUUUUGACAUUAGCUGAAUCGAUUUAAUAUGGGCCCUGACGGGGGCUCAUCAAGUCUUGGCCCUGAUGUUAGUCCUCCUACUAGCCCUCCAGAACCUACGCCUGUAGCACCUGUUUAUAAAGUCGUCACACGUAACCAUACAAAAAAAUUGGAUAGUGGACAACAAACUGAGUUGAAUAAUUCUAGUUUAAGGUAUUUAACUAAAAUGUAUUAAUUAUUUUAACGGUUCACAAUAAAUUGUAUAAUCAUUUUAUAAUUUUAUCAUUAGACAAUCUUCUCAAUGGAAGAAAUACAUAGAAGCUGGUAAAAAUGCCGAACAAAUUAGAGCAAACGAAUUUGAAAGAGUACGGGACAAACAAAGUCCAAGACGAACAGAUAAAAAAAGAUCAACUGGUAACACAUAUUUAUAUUAUAAAUGUAAACUUUUCAAUAAUAACUAAAAUAUUAUUUUAUUAUUUUAGAUGGAUCACGUGAAGACUUGCAUAACAUGGACUAUAUUGAAAGGAAAUCACGUAGUGACAAAACCAAAGCUCGUGGUAGUGUACCUCAAAGCUUUGGUUAUGUUAAACGAUCUACGUCUAGUUCAAAUAGUAAAAGUGAUCCAAGAACAGCUCAAGUGUCAGCUGUUCCUAGAACAAAGGUAUUUUUUUUAACAAAAUUCUCAUUUUAUUUGUACAAUAGUAAGAGUUAGUCUAUAUUCAAGGUAAAAGUAUCUGGUGGCACUCAAACUGAUAUGAAGACAUAUUCAGUUAGUGGCCCAAGUGCUACUCAGCUAUCACAAAAUGUCAGAGAAAGACUUAUGGCAAAUCAGUCUGAACAAGAAGCCAAAAUAAGCAGUCCUUACGGAACAUGGAUGAGACACAGUCCUGUUCCACCACACUAUACAGCUUCUCUGCCUUCUAGGACUGGUGCUAUAGGUAACCAUAAUAAUUAUUAAUAUUGAUACUUUACCUAUUUGUAUGUAAGAUAAAAUACAAGUCAUGUGAUUCAAACAGGAGGUAUGAUUGAAGCAGAUAGUAUUGAAUCCCUUCCUGCACAACUACAUCAUAGAGCAAGUUUAACCCAUUCACGAUUAAUGUCCACCGCUUCCUCAAACGCUAGUCCAUCGCCUAGCCAAGCAAAUAGAAUAUCAAGGAGUAACAGUAUCAGGUUUGUGUUGUAUAAUAUUUUGUUUGUAAUAUAAUUAUUCUUAUGAAAUUAAUUUUUUAUUAAAAAUGAUUAAUUAAUUUUGGUUGAUAAAUAAUUUUGGGGAAAUUUAAUGCUGUAAUUUAUUUGCAGCUACCUAAGAGAUCGGACAUUUCCAAGGUAGGCAAAUUGCCAAAAAAGUGCACUUUCUAUUUUGACAACUUUUUCACGACUUGCUUUUCACUGAGGAAUAUUAUUAUUUAAGCUUUUUUAAAUCACUAAUUUGUCAUUAAUUAUCAUUAUUAUAAUUAAAAAUUGUUUAUUAUAAUAUGUGUAAUUUAUUCUUUUAGGUCAACAAAGUCGGAAAAACUUUAUCCAUCUAUGUUGCAACGAUCGGAUGAACCAGAUUCAUACUACAGCAUACCAUACACCUCUAAUAAUCGUUCUGAACACCGCACCUAUCCACAUGUUUCACAACCAACUAGUCCAACUCCAACUAAUCGUUAUAAUUAUCAAUCUCCUCAACCAAACCAUCGAUCAGUAAUUUCAUCUCCAUAUGCUGCUUCCAUUAUGAGUAAAAUUAAUACUAAAGAUGAUGAUGGUAAACAUAAAAAAAAUGUAUUAUCAUGAAAAUCCAAUUAAUUUUUUUUUUUAGCUCAUGGGUCAGCUUUGAGUCUGAUAUCAACGGGAUCAUCAUCAUUAUACAGUGGAAUGGGAGUAGAUGAAAAACAGGCACAUGAAAUCAGACGGUUGAGAAGAGAUUUAAGUGAUGCACAAGACAAAGUUCAUACAUUAACUAGUCAAUUAUCAACAAAUGUGAGUAUUUAGAUGAAUAUUUUAUAGCAUUUUAAUAAAUAAAAUAUUUACUAGUCUAAUGUGCUAUCCACCAUACAUAUUUAAAUAACAAAUUUCCAAUUACAAAAAAAAACCUGUACAAUUUUAAACAAGUUAUAGGUAUAAUUAAUGAUAUAAGUACAUUGUACUUAUACACAGUUAUGAUUAAAAAAAAAAACUAAGUUUUAAAUUUUUAAUCAACUCUAUUAUUACAAAAUUGAUUUUAAAAUAGUCUUUUCUUCAAAAUGUAAAAGUUCUUAUUUUGUUUUUAAUUUGUAUUUAUUGUGUGACUGAUUAAAAACAAAAAACUAAGUAAUACUAAUACUUUGAAACAUUAGCUUGUAUGAGCUAUUACAUAGAAUUUACUUAAAUUUUUUUCUGUUGAAAAUCGAAUAUGUUAUAUUAUAUAAUAAAUUUGUUUUACCUACUUCCUUUAAGUUUGUGUCGGAAGUAAGGAGUUAAUUAUUUACUGUUAAUACUUGAUAUUCUAAUUUGUAAAUACAAUAAAAAUAAUAGAAUUAAAAUAUAAUAUAUAUAUAUAUUAAUAUUCAAUACAAUUUACGGAGGAAUACAAAUAUAUAAUAACAACUGGGUACUAGAUACCCCUCCAAUAAGUCUGAAAUGUUUGGAAUUAAUGAGAUCAUACAUCAACUAUUAUUAGUAGAGAGGAACAACUUUUAUUUAAAAGCAAUUUGUCCACCAAGUGGGUUGCCAUAAGACACAACAUACUAAUCUAUAUACAAAUACAUAGGGCAAAUCUUAAAUAUACAAAGCAAAUACAUAAAACUACAUUUACAUUAUAAAUGGAUAAACAAUUAUAAUUAUCUUGUGCUUAUAACUUGGACUGCAAUAAUAUACUGGGUUACACAAUAAAAAUAUGUUAAAAAUAACAAACAAUUAUACGCACAGUAUAUAAUAUUAAUAUAAAAUAUUUUUCAUAUUUUAAUAAGACAAAAAUGAAUUGCAAUACACAUUUAAAUUUAAAUAAUAAUUAUAGUUAAAGUUCAGAAGUAUUUGCUUUUACAUAUUGUUUUUGAUGAUACUUAGACAUUUCUUAAUAAGAAAUACAUUUGUUUCAUAUUUCACUAAUUUUAUACACAUCUUUUAACCUAUUUCAAGAAAAAAAUCUAAAAAUUUGUUUUCGCAGGUAAAUAAAAAAAUGUUCACAAUUUUAUUUUACAUAUUAUCAAAUGUGUAGUGCUAUUUAUAAAGUGAUUUUAAGUGUAUGAUAAAGCGCUUAAAUUUACUAUUAAUAAAAAAAAUUAUAUUAUUAAAAUUAUAAAUAUACAAAUGUGAUUAAACAUCAAUUCAUUUUGAGAACAUAAUUCAAAGUUUAAAAAUCUGUUUUUGGAUUACACAUUUUGUUUAUAUUUAAUUGUAUUAUGCACGUUAAUAUCAAUAAAGUCCACAAACCUUAGACUUAGAAGUAAUUUUUUUCUGUAUUAUUUAGAUUAUACAAAUUUAUUAUAUUCUUAAUUAAUAGCUAUAUAUAUAUAAUAAUAAUACAUGUAAAAAAUGUAUAUAGACUAGGAAUUAUCAAAAUCAAAUUAGGUAAAUACAAAUUAAGUUACAUUCAUUGUUUUAAUGUUAACACAUUAACACAAUGUAAUACAUAUACAGCACAUAAAUUAUAUAUUUAUACUAUUGUCCAUGUAAUAUAAUUGUUUAGUAAGAUUAAUUGAUAAAUAAUGCAAAAGAUGAAUUUUUUUUAUAUUUUAUUUUAAUCAAGAAUUAUUUUUUAAGUGAUUUCUAAACUAAUUAUAAUAUUACUUGAAACAAUUUUGUUGUUUGGAUAUAUAGGUAAAAAAUGAGUCUUUUAAACUUGUCAAUUUUUUACAUGACAGUGACAAUAUAUUCUUUAUAAAUAAAUAAACACAUCAAUCCUAUUUACAGUUUACAUAUUUUAUCAAUUAUUAGAACAAUGGCAUAUAUUUUAAUAGUUAUUUCAAUAUAUUCCAACUGAAUGAACAUAGAAAUGAUCAUUAUACAUUGCAUUACAUUAGAAUGAUAAUAUGUCCAAAGGAAUACUUGUAUGUUAUCAUUUUUAAUUAUAUUUUAAUUAAAUAUAUUUAUAUUAACUAGUUUUAUAAGUAUAAAAUAUAUUUGAUACAUAUUUUUUUUUUUAUAAUUAUUCAUCUAGUGAAUAGUGAUUUAAACUAUUUUUAAAUCCAUCUAAAUUUGUAAUAUUAAUAGAAUUCUUAUUUUUCUCAAGACACAAUUUCUUGAUGGGUGGUUGACAUUCAUUUUCAUCCUCUGUUAUAUUAUUACCAAUAACUUCAAUACUUAAUGUACUGCCAAAAAUAAAACCGUAUUUUAGAUUUACAACAUCUUCAAAUGUUAUAUUCUUCAGUGCUUCUAUUUCUAGUUCCAAUCUAUUGAAUUUGAACCGAUUGAGCAGAAUUUCUUUUUUAUUUCUACUAAAUUCGUUUUCCAAACAUUCAUCAGGAGAUGCUUUAUAUGCAAUUAGUGCAUCUUUAACUUUAUCAACUUCAUCAGUAUUAUUAAAGUUUUCCCAGAAUUGUUUUAAAAAUUCAUUCAUUCUAUUAAAAACAUACUGUGUUUCAAAUUUGUUUCUUUGAUGUGUUACUUGAAAGUAGAAACCAUAAUGCUGUUUAAUUUUUGUAACACCAAAUUGUACAUCAUAACCAAGACAUUGUUUUGUUCGAAGUUCAUCGAAUGCAUAUACUUCAAUUAUUGAUUGUAGAACAUAAUACUUCAUGGCUUCUGUUACUUCACAUUUGUCAAAUUGAUAAUAUUUAUAAGAUAUAGAAUUAUUAUCGAUUCUAUUGUAGUUUGAUAGUCUUACUCGACAAUCUCCUUGGUUGAGACGUUUUACCAAAAUCACUGGAAAACAUUUCUUGUCCAAAGGCUGAUAAUUUAAAGUACUUACAACUUUUUUGGAAAUUUCUAUAGCUUGGUUUUGACUUAUAUUACCUUGUAUCAAUGCUUGACAAUAUAAGUUGCUUAAUUGUUCAUAAAAUGUAAGAAGUUCUGAGUAUUCAAUAUUUUCUAAAUAGCAUAAUUUGCUGCCUGAGAACCACUCAGGAUCUUUAAUUAAACAAUUUUUUAUAUCAGAUGCGACAAAAUCUAAAUCAUAUUGUUUAUUUUUUAGUUUAUUGAUGGCUUGAUACUUUACCAUAUUAAAUAUAUCCUCAGUUAUCAAGUUCUUAAAGUUGUUUAUACAAUUUAAUACCAUAUCUACGAGUAAAGGUAAUUUCUCAUUAAAACCAACAAAUGUCAAUUCAAAUCCGUGUAUAAAUACUUGAAUAUUGUAAUUGAGUUGGGCCAUUAAUGUUGGGUAUGUAUCUUCAUUUAAUAAAAAUAUAAUAGUAUCUAAAAACAAAUCUAAAUUUACAUUAUUUUCCAUUGAUUUUGAAGGCAUUUGAGUAAUAAAAUUUAACAUGAUAUAGCCUUUAGGAAGUUUAAAACAAUUAUCUUGUUUGUGCCAUAGUUCAAUAUGUUCAUUUUCAAAUAUUUUUUGUGGAUAUUUUAUAUCUGCACUUUCAGGUAAAAUAGAAAAAUCUGUUGAUAAAUAUUGAUUUUUGCUUGGAAUUUUAAAAAAUGGAUGUGGUGUUACUUUCGACCAUUUAUUUUCUAAUUCUUCUUUAAAAUUGUCACAUGAAUACUUUGUCCCAAAAAUUUCAUCAGUUAAAGUCAAAUGAGAUUGAUCAAAAUUUGUUGAAAAUAUGAAUAUAGCUACACGAUUUACUGUCAUCAUUUCUAAAAUGCUUUCAAUUAAUUUUGGUUCAUAUUCAAAGAAUAAUACUGGACCACAUAAAUAAUCUUCCUCGGCAAAAUUCAUCAUAUUUAAGGAAAGUUCUAUUACAUGGUCACUGGCAUUUUUAUUUUCAGAUAAAUUAAAAUCAUUUUUAGAUAAAGUUUGAAUUUGUUUAAAAAUAUCUUCAGAUAUCCCUUGUUGUCUGAUUAAAGCCAAAUAACUAAAAGUCAGUUCAAUAACCAUAUCCACAUUUUCUAAACCUAAAUCAGUUAGUUCAAUAGUUAUAGCAAAUAAACUAUAAAUAUUAUUACUAUAAAAAUCAUCUUCUAUUCCAGCAUCUAAUUCCAUUGCAUAGUUUAACUGUCUCAAAUAACUAAUCAAACUCCCUUUACCUUCAUGUCCCACUAUCCAAGAAAUGUAUUCUAAAGGUUUAUACUUGUACAAAUUAAGAACUGAUGGCAGAAACCAAGAAAAUGUUAGUUUGUUAAUACAACUUACGGAUAUUACCUUGUGGAUUUUAUGAAAAUCCACUAAUUUGAAUGGUAAAUUUUGAUCUGGUUGUCUUAGUUUCGGAAGAUGGUCGGUAGGUAUUUUACUAAAUAAACCAUCAAUCAAUUCUAACAAUUCAUGUGUUGAAUGUUGACUUUGCACUGUUAAAAACAUACGGCUAGCUGAGUAGUGGGUUUUCCAGAAAUCUAAGACCAUUUUAUCCAAAUUUUCAAGGUCCAGACUUUUUAAACUGCCCCAGACAAAUUUUCGGGCAGGACAAUUCAUGGACGCAUUUAACGAUAAUAAUCUAAUUUAAAAAUUAAAAGUUAUUUAUUAUAUUUAACUUGAUUAAACAAUAUAAUAAAUUGUACAAACCUUUGCAAACGAACUUCGUCAUCUGUAAUCGCCAUCUGAAAUUCAGAAUCCACAACUUGUUUUUCUUUUUCGAUUGAUUCUUUGGCUAAUUUAGGCGCUUCAAACAUGCUAGCAAAUAUAUCAAUUGCCUCCUGAAAAUAUUCUGCUGGCACUUCAAAGUGAAAAAUUGUGUACUCACACCCCGUUUCAGCAUUUGAAUGACCAGAUUUUUUGUUUAAAAAUUUAUCAAAGUAAUUAUCUUCUGGGUAUUUUUCACUACCCAUUAAUAUCAUGUGUUCCAAUAAGUGAGCUAACCCUUGAGCCUCAAUAGGAUCGUCAAAACUACCUACAUUAACACUUAUGGCCAUCGCAAACAUGUUACCUUUAGUUAUUAGUUCUUCUUUUUCUGAACAACUAUUGAAUGAACGAUCAGUCAUUUCCUCAUUAUUUUUCAAAUCAUCAUUUUUCAAAUCAUCAUUUUUCAAAUCAUCAUUCUUCAAAUCCUCAUUCUUCAAAUCAUCAUUCUUCAAAUCAUCAUUCUUCAAAUCAUCAUUCUUCAAAUCAUCAUUCUCCAAAUCAUCAUUCUCCAAAUCAUCAUUCUCCAAAUCAUCAUUCUCCAAAUCAUCAUUCUUCAAAUCAUCAUUCUUCAAAUCAUCAUUCUCCAAAUCAUCAUUCUUCAAAUCAUCAUUCUUUAAAUCAUCAUUCUUCAAAUCAUCAUCAUCAUCAUCAUCAUCAUCAUCAUAAUCAUAAUUAAGCAUAGACUCUGGCAUUUCUUCAUUUUCUGGCUGGCUGAUCAACAAACAUUUCAUACCAUUUUGUAAUGUGUGCAAUAAAUAAUCUUUUUUAUCACUUAAACCUUUGUGUAUAAUCUUCGCUGCAUUAGCCAUGAUAGGUGUGUGUACUCUUAAUUAAAACACAGCAAUUUAGACUUAAUAAUAUAGGUAGAGAAGUAAUAAUUUACUAAAGAAUAUUUAAUCACAUUGUAUAAAAUUCACAACUUUGCUAAAAAUAUUAUAGGCACAUUUGGUAACUAUUAAACAAUUUUAAGCACUAAUAAUAAUGUUUGUGAUGUUUUGUUUUACAUUGAUUUCUAUGCAAACCAACCAAAAACCACUUUAAAACUAGUAAUAGUAAUAGAACGUAAUCACUGACCAACAAAAUACAACAUUAUUCACUGUAAAUGUAUAAUCAAUAUUACGCCAUUGAAAGAAAUGAUACGGUUUGUGUGGCUGACAGUUCAGCAGCUGCUUAGCUACAAACAACUUUACAGUAAGACCAACAUAAUAACAUGCAUAUAAAUUGCGUGAGGCUGAUAGAAGCGUUUAAUCUCAUAUACCUAAUCGUGCUAGAUAUACACUCGUCGUAUUGACAGUGUUGCCGGAUGUACGUGACCAAAAUAACCGUGUUUUUUUGCCAUUCUCUAUUCAGAUAUCUAAUCAAUAAACUUAUUAUCAUCACGUAAAAUGGGCCAUGAUUUAAGAUAUACUUAUUGCACAACGGCAAUAAAAUUGUGGUCUUCAUAAUUACUCAAAGAUAAAACAAUUCUGUAGCGCUCAUAGACCGCAAUGAAAUAUGUAUGUAGUAUAUUAUAUCGCUAUCACAAUUCUCCAAAUGUGUUUGUGAACGUGAAAUAUUGCAAUAUAACAUUAUUUUCCCAGACAAAGAUUGCACUAAGUUAGUUAAGCAGCUGUUGCUGUUCUUAUGAACUACAUCAAUUGCUAGGUAAUAUCGCAUUUGUAUACUAAAUACUACUAUAUUUAAUUCUAAUAUUGCUUCGUCUGGAGCCGUUGGCUUUUGGCUGUUAAUAUGCGACCGUGUCGGGUUUCCGAAAAAUAUUCUUAUAAUUUUUCGAACCAUAGAUAAUAUGUACAAGAAUAGGUCAUCCCUAUACGUUUACUGGAGCGCGUAAUACAAAUAAAAAUACAUUAGCCGAUAGUAUUUUAUCCGAAAAUAUUACAGCCGACUGUUAUAAAGAGAGCAGGUAUGAUCUUUCGAAUGUUUUAUAGCCCCCCCCCCAACUCUACCUAUAUUAUAAUAUACAUUGUAUACUUUAAGCGAAGUUAGAGUCUACUUUUUUAUUAAAAACAAAUGAAUGAACAAUCAAAAAUUAUAUCUUAGUGCAGCAAAUUAAUUUAUUUAAACAUCAAUAUUCAAUAAUGUAACUAAUUGUUUUCAUUAAUUAUUAUUAUUUUAACAUUUUUGUUAUUUUUAUCUUAGAAAUUUAUAUACGUUUUUUUUAUCACAAUGAGUUAUUUUUAGGCAAAUAAAUUAAUGAUCAAACAUGUUAUACUCAAUUAAAGUUUUAAUACAAAAUAAUAAAUAAUAUUUUUAUCAGAAUUUUAGAUACUAAGUGUAGCGAAGAAUGUAUUGGUUUUACAAAGAUGUUCAUUUUUAUUAUUAGUUUUUUUUAUGUUAACACUUUUUACCAGAAAGCUUCUUCCAUUGUAUACGAUGUAAACCCUAUUCUGAAAGGAAAUUUUCUUGGGAUACUUCUUUAGGGAGAUCAUUUUUUUGAUUUUCCCUGCAUUUUUUUCAAUAAAAGGGUAACGUGAGAAAAAAUGGGAAGAUGCACGAAAUAUAUUAAUAAAAUAUUACGAUUUUUUUUCUCUGGAAAACUUUUCUACCAGCAAUUUUGCUCCGAUUUCCAAUGAUUAUAUGAUAUCACUUUUUCUAAAGGAAAUCUGACUGAGGAGGUACCAUAAGGUGGUGAUUUUUCGAUUUCCCCAAGAGUUUUCCCAAAAAUGUAAAACACCGGGAAAAACACGAGAAAAACUGAGAAAUCGGUACAAUAUUAAAAAAAUAUUAUUAAAGAAAAUAUAUAAUGCCUAUUUAAUUAUUUUACCAUAAUAUGACAUGUAUAUUGUUAACGAAACAUCACUAUCAACUAAACUCUGCUCAAAAUCAUUUUUCGGUUAGCAAUGGUUUAUCGUUGCUUAUAGAUAUACAUUAAAUUUCUGUACCCUACCUUUCCUACUUCCCACCUACAACAGUGGCUGCACCCACGUGCGAAAUAUUUCCGUCUUUUUUAUUUCAAUGAUGUCAUGUAGCUGGUAGUCGCCAACUAGUCAGCGAAUUGCUUUUUCAUUAUCACUUAUAGUUGAAACAAGACCUUAAUUAAAUGUAACUAGUAUGCUCUUCGAUCACACCCAUAGAUAGUAGUUUAUGAUAGAUGAUAAUCUUUAUUUAGUAUCUAUGGUCCCAUUCAUGUAUAAAUUAUCUAUGGGUUUUUUGAGAUUCUGAAGUGCCAUCUAUCGAUAUGCUGUUAAAACAUCUUAUUAGAUACCUAGUUAUUAUUAUUAGGAGUGGACCGGUAAUCGAUUGAAAAAUAAACCUAUAUCUGAUUCGAUUAUUUCACAGAUUUUUCAGAGAAAAAUGUCUUAAUGUCUCUGAAAUAUGAAAAGAACAAUUUAAAAAUUGAAUUUUCAACCGAUAGUUAAUUUCUAUAUCAAUCCGUGGUUUUGAUUUCAAAAUCAAAUAUCAGUAAAAAGUGAUAUCUGUCUUUCUCUAAUAAUAAUAAUUUAUUAUUAUUAUGAUUACCAUUCUACUCUCUUUAGAGGGCUACAGGCUCUCUAAAUAUCACGUGUAGGCAUUGAUCGAGAACGUCAUUCCGAUAUUAGUUCUAUGUUCUUCCCAGGUUUUUCGCAGCUAACAUUUGGGCAUCAUUUUUAUACGUUUCGUUACGCAACCAUAUAAAUUAAAACCAUGCCGUACAAUUUUACCAACGAAACCAGUAAACGUCAUUUGUAAUUAUUUGUUAAUUCCAGCGACUUGGUUGUUGAAAAGUACAUCCGGUCAUUAAACAAUAUUGUCGAAACCAGGUUGUUCACUAAACUUGGACACUAUAGCAAACUAUAGUGCCUUAGUUAAACUAGUGAUCACUCAAAACUGCAUCGGCUAAUCACGCUAAUGAUAAUUAGUACAAUUAACGCCGUAAAUAUUUUAUGUAGGCAACUCAUAUGUUUCGGAUGACCUAAUUAUACCGCGAUUUUUGACGUGACCUUCCCGUAUUUAUUAUCUUUAAUUUUUAUCAUUUUACUGUUUUCGAUGUUUGAUUAUUUUCUAAUAUCUAUACGGAAAAAUCGCAAAACGUAGACCACAAUGGCUAUCAGUAGUUUUCAUGAUUCGUGGCUGCUACAAUAAAAAAAUAAUAUUUAAUAAUUAUUGUUCGAUAAUUGCCACCCACUUAGAAGUUUAAAUACCGGAAAAUAGUCGAGAUUUUUUUUUUUUAAAACUAUAACAAUUAUGAAAGGUCCUAGAAUAUUGUGUUUGUCAUAAUUUGAAUUGCAAUAAAAUAAUAAAACUCCGCGAACGGUUCUGUUCCUGUGUUCGUGUUUUCAUGCAAUUUCCGAUACAGACGUCAUUUAUUUUUCGAUUUAAAAACAAAAUUAUCGGUUAUUAUUGUCGCUAUAUGACGUGUGUCCGGACAUCCGACGGUGUUUCCAUCAAUUUUUUUCGAUAAUACCCUGUGCCUUGCAUCGGGUUUUUUUUAUGUUUUAUUUCUUACGGUUUAUGCUUUUUAUAGAGAAAUUAUACAAAAAAAAAAAAAAUAAAUUAAAAUUACCAACACAAAACACUCGACAUUUUAAAACUACUAUAAAUCGUGGGGAAAUUGCGAUUCCCGAUUAUAAUUACCCAAAUAAAUACAAUUUGUGUUACUAUUUCGGUUUUAAUGGCAUUUGUGGUAUGAUCAGGCAACGAUAAUAAUAUAAUAUUAUGACGAAUUUUUAAUUUUUUCUUUCCUAUAUGUUCGAGAGUAUAUACGGCGUACAUUAUGUAGUUUACCCUGUGGGAACACCACUGCAUGUGCCCCCGUUCGAUAUUAUCAGUUUUUAUGCAGGCAUACCAUAGGUACUGUUUCUGGGAAUCGAUCAACCGGGUGUAAACAACGUUAUUAAUAUAAUAAUAACAAUAUUAUAUUAUUAUACUAAUAAUAUCGUACGCUUUUUAUCUUGUCCGGCGGUAUAUUAGGCGAUAGGCAUUUUCGCCCAAUAAUAAUACACUGCGGUUAGGGUGGACGUUUUUGGGGUGUUUUGAACGCGUGCGACUAGAUAGUUUUGGUCCUCCCUCCCGGGUUAUAAUACGCGUGGGUAUUUAAAAGCGCACGCAAAAGGGGAACGAUUAUAUUAGGGUAGGUACGUCCUAUGCCCACCUAUAUAAUAUUAUUAUCUAUUCUUGCAGCGAUGGUUACCGGGUGUGGUUUCCGUUUUUAUAACGCGGAGUGGUUUUUUUAAAAAAAAUGUAUACAUUACUCUAAUACUUUGUGAAAUUAAAUUUAAAAAAAACCUCCGCCUCUAAUACGCUCGUUUUAAACGCGUUUCAUUUCGUAAAACCCGAAGUUUAUCGUACGAUAACAUUAUUAUUAUCUUAUGCCGUGUAACGAAUUCCGUCCGCGCAAGAAUAUUAUGCUGGCGGUCAAAAUAGUGACACGACUCCCAAAAACGUUUAAUAAUUGUUCACACGUUGACAAAUAUUUCGAUAAUGCGACACUACGGGUACCUGUGUUAUAAUAUUAUAGUGACGCUAAUGUUCCACGAUUCCACAGUAAAUUACCGAGGCACCUGCAUUUCCGUAGGUACGCGUGUAAAGAAAAAAAGUGAACGUUUAAACACCGUUUUCCUAGGUGUAGACUCAUAAAUCACGUUUUGUUAUUAUUAUUUUUUUUUUUUUUCGUCGCCAUACGUAUUCUUACGUGUGGGUAAUUAUUAUGUCGUUUUCUGUAAUUUUAUCGCUCACCUAUGGAAUUUUGAAAAUCUCUCAACCCCUCUCUAGCCCCCGUUCCGAUCCCCUACCGCGGAUAAUAACAAUAUUAAACUCUGCGCUGUAGAGAACGGCACUACAAUGGACUUUUGCCCCCUCCCUUUUAUAAUAUUGAUUUAAAAAAUAUCAAUCGGGUAUACUCGAUACCGUCUGAUUGGCAUAAUAUUAUAAUCGUGUUUUGUUCGGCUGUUAUAUCCUAUUAAAAUGUAAUUAUUAAAAUAUCGUGUAAAAAUCGUGUGCGCGUGUAUAUUAAUAAGUAAAGAAUUUGUUUAUCGUACACCGCCGUAGAACUGCACUCGUUAUUAUACGAGUAUACGAUAAAAAAAAAAAUCGUGUUCGGGGCUGCGCAGUUAUUAUAUUCGUUAGGAGAAAAAAAUGUACUGUGUGCAUUAUAUGAAUCCCAGAGUCGGAGAGGUAACUGUAAGUGUGAUACAGAAUAGAAAAAUAUCCAUUGUCGACUAUUUUUUUUUAUUAUAGUGUGUCCAUCAAUCAAAGCCAAUUUAUACUAUACCUACAUAGUUCCCCGUCCCUCGCGCGCACUUAAUAGUAAUUCCCGUCAAUGGUGCGGUCACCGUUAUCAUCAAUGACGUUUUUCUCACUCGACCAGACAAGUAUUGUCCAAGUCGUUUUGUGUGUGUAUAAAAAAAAAAAAACUAGCAAAUAUUCAACGUGACCGCUGCAGAAAUCCUCGUAUACGGACCGACGGACUCUGCAUUGCGGCACGGUUCGAUUGCUGGCCAUUUUCGCCAUUACAAUACGGACAAUAAUUUUAUCGGCUGCAGUGUUAUAGCGGUCGGGCUCGGGCAAAUUUAAUUUCACAACAGUAGAAAUGCGGGUUUUUUUUUUUUUCUUACAAUACGGUCAGUAAUGUCCGAAAUAAUUAUCGGUCUCGGAGGCGUCAAAAGCGCCCGGGCAUUUUACGUGGGGUUGCGUAUCACGCACCGGGUGAUCCAAUUAAGUGGGUACACUCAUUAUCUCGGCCAGUAUUAACUUUUUCCGGAAUUUGUUUUCUAGAAUAUGUAAGGAACGAGCUGCUCUACAAUUUUAUAUUUAUGUUUUAUUUGUCACCCUUUUUUUUGAGGGUAAAACCACUGCCUACUUUUGAUUUUCAAAUAGCAACCUAUCAUUUGUGUCGCCGAUACAGCGCGCGGCGUGUUAAUAAUGUACCACUACUCUCCUCCGACCUAAACUUAAAAGUGGAAUAUCUCGUCAACGACUUGACAGAAAUCAAAAAUGUCAACACUCAAAUUUAUUUCAACUAAUACUCCAUCUAUUUAUGUAAUUUUUAAAUAUAGGUCGCUAUUUGAAAAUCAAAAGUAGGUAAUGGUUUUACUCCCAAAAAUAAGAGUGACAAAUAAAACAUAAAUUUAAAAUUGUAGAGUAGCUCGUUCCUUAAAUGUUCUAGAAAACAAAUUCCGGCAAAAUGUUUAUACUUUCCGAGAUAAUGAGUGUACCCAUUUAACUGGAUCACCCAAUGUGCAAUUUUAACGAAAUAUUUCGUACGACUCUAGAAUAUUAUUCUUAUUAUUAUUUACAAAUAUAAUAACUGCGUGGUGUGUAAUCGCGUGUAAUGAAGUAUCGAAAAUAAUGUAAUAUGUAAAACUAAAUAUUCGUUCGGAAAAAAAAAACUCGCACAAUACGCAACACGCGUAUGUUUUAAAUAUUAAUACUACGUUCGAUAACGCUGUACUACGAAAUGAUCCAUUAGAGUUUGAAAAACAUCGUCAGACGUUAUGUAAACAAUGGCUUUUUUUUCCUUUUUUGUGAUCCAAUAAAAAAACAACACGCUGCACGGUAUACAAGUUUUCGUUAUUUUUUUCUUUUUGAAAUUCUGAUUGAAACGAAUGUAUUGGUUUUACAUUUUACUAUAUUAUGAUGUAUAUGCGGGUGUUUUUUAUUUUCUAUUUGUCAACGAUUUUUCCAUCACAAAUCUUGCUCCGAUCUUUAACUUAGGGGUGGUUCCCCGUAGAAAUGUUGUAUAUAGUCUCUACAUUGCGGCGAUUAUUUCUUUAGUUUCCUCGUCAUUUUUUUUUUUGUCGAAUUUUCUCUGAAAACUGUGACUAUUACACGGUGUAUUGCGUGUCUGUUAUGAAUAUUUUUCCCGCUACUUUAGGUACAUUUCUAGCGGCUCCCUCUCGACCAAAUGAGUUGAAACUCGAGAAUUCGAGUUCGUUUUAUAGAUGGAUUUAAGUUAUAAAAAUUGGGUUAAAUUUCAAUAUGAACUUAACUGUGUUAUUAUAGUUGGAUACCUGGAAGGUGUUUUUUUUUAGUUUUGUACAUUCUAGUCUCCCCAAAUGAAUCCAAUGAAUGGAUUUUCGUAAAUGUAUGGCGUCUGUUUUAAAGAUACUGUUUUUUGGGAGUUUCAACUUUUAUCUCGCCAUUUUAGUUAUAGUAUAUUCAGUAAUUUAUUGUUUUACGUAGAAUAUUUCUAUUAUACAACAUGGGUGGGGGGGGGGGUUAUUUGACUCUAGUGAUGAAGCUCUGUUGCUCACUGGAGUUUUGUUUUUUUCUGGUUUUAUUCGAAUAAAAUUAACACCUAUCAAAAAAAAAAAAUUGAAUAGUUAAAGGUCAUUAAGAUCGGUGUAUGAGCAUAUUUAGUACCUAAUGUUAUUAAUUUUCGGAUUUCGCUACUACGCAUAAAAUAUGCAUUUCAAUGUGUUGGCAACACUGAAUUUGAUCAAUUUAAGUAAAAGAGAAAUAAAAAACGAUUUUUUUUUUUGAUAAUAUAGUAACAUACACCGAUCUCUUUGAUAGGCGUUCUUCGUCUACUACUGUUAUGCAGACGAUUCGAAUAAUAUUAGCCGAUGCCCAGCGUGUUCCUAUGCAUUUUUCUGAGCAUUGAAAAUGGAAACAAUUAACGGCAAUUUAAAAACAUUAAGAGUCACGUACUUACACGUGAUGCGUAUAAUAUUGUUAUUGCGAGUGCAAUUAUCCUGACCAUUGAUCGGGGGACUCGUGACAAACGUAUCGUAUCGUUUUUUAUUACCAUUAUUAUUUACACAUAAUAGUUUCUUAAUUGAUGCCAAACAAGACGUAUAGAAAUUAUUAUUAUUCUCUGCGUAUGUAUUUCGUUUUUUUUUUCUUCCUUUUACGUUCCGAGCAAUAUUUUUAUUCGUAAUUAUUAUUGAGAUGCCCGUAAUUAUAUAAUAUCCGUUUCGUGUUAUACUUGUUUUCGAGCGUACUUCGCUCGUGUACAGUAUACACACGAUUAUUCAAAACCUAAUCCGACUCCCCCGCUCCCUCCUCCCGCUUAAUUUUUAAUUUUUUACGUAAGUUCGUUUGCCGAGCUCGGGCGAAUUUUCUUCUACAACAAUAGGCGUGUUUUGGCAAUGCAACAUUCAGUAAACAAUUAUUGCUGCGUUGUUUACUACUUGGUCGGUUACUCGCCAAAACGUAUUUUGUUCAUUGUAUAGUAUUUUUUGUUAUGAGACAAUGGACGGGAUGAUUGAAUGAUAGUCCUUAUCGGUCGAUUAUUAGUAACACCGAAAACAGCAACCGUAGUUUACAAAUGUUUGCUGAUUCCGGCGGCCCGGUUGCCGAAAAGCGCAUUCAGCUUACGGACAAUAGUCUACAGUAAACUUUGUCGCCAAAACAGUUUGUUCACUAAACUAGUAACCAGGUUGCUCAAAACUGCAUCACUAAAACACGCCUAUUAUCGAUGGAAUGCGUUCGGUUUUCACCGUAUAGGUAUCUAGGCAAUGUCAACGAGUAAAUAUUUCGAAAAAUAACGUAAUAUUUAAUAUUAUUUACAUUUGAAAACAGUCGUCUAGAACGAUAAUGUAAUAUCUUAUUAAUAAAUCGUCACCGGUUUAAAAAUAAAAUAUUUGGAUACUACAAAACGGAAAUAUAGAAUGUUUUUGUUUUUCAAAAUUACGAGUCGUCAGCCCAGUAUGUUGGGGUUUUUUCGUCCGCGUUUAAACUUACCCAUUGUAUAAUAUUAAUAAUUUGUGGUAGCGUGUUUACGAUGUUCCCGCGAAUUUCAUAAGUUUCCAGCUAAUAAUAGGAUAUCUGAAUUAUGUGAAAUUCGUCGUCGGAAAUUCUAAAAUUAAACGAUAACUUUCGGAUUAUUCGUAAUUUGCAAUUUAUUUUCUUCGUACUGCGGCGUCGGUAUUUUUCUGAAAACCGUUCGAUAAUAAAAACGGUCUCGUAGUAUUAUAAAUACAAAAUUAUUUAUCAUGUUUUGCAGAUAUUAUUAAGCAUCGAUUCGCCGAUACGCGUAAACGGAAUCGCCCGAAACGAUUGACAAUAUGCGUUUAGGCGUUUCGCGUUCCCGUUAUUGAAAUUCCGAUAAAACUGCGGAAAAAACUUCGCCGACGUCUCCGUCGCGCUUGAAUUUCGAAUGGAAUACGAAACGUUUUACCGGCGUUUUCCUGUUUCUUCGGUUUACCAAAGGCGCGUGACGGAAACAUAUUAAUCAUAUCUCUAUUGCGAGACGGGUAUUCGCUAUAGAGAAGCUUCCGGCUUUAAAAAAACUUUGGCGGUUUUUGUUUUCGUCGUCUGUCGUUGUUGUUUCACACUUUUGGUCGACCGAAACGACGACGACUUCGGGGCCUAUACACGCACAAUAGUCGUCUAUUCUCGGGACGAUUAUAUUGGAUAUUAAGAAGAAAAAAAAAUAAUAACCGUAAUGGCCGAUUAUUCGACGACGACAACGACGACGAGACAAUACGUUCCAAAUGACGACUCUAUAAUAUCGUAGUAUUAUGGACAUUUAUAUACGUGCCUAUCCUAUAUACACGCUUGUCUCCGAAAAAGGGGAGAAGGCGCGUAAUACAAUCGUUUAGCCGUCUAGAAGACCGUGAGGAUCACACCCUCGACCCCCUGAUCUCCCCUUUAACACAUAUAAUAUAUUUUAUAUUGCGUCGCUGUAUUAAAGAAAUAUGUUAUGUUUAUCCGCGCAAUUCAGAGAUCGCCAAAAGGACGGCAAAAUUAAAUACAACAAAUUUUCAUUUGUACACGAUAUCGGACAAGUUCAAUUUCAAAAACGACGAUUUUUAGUGUACCCAUCUAGUUCCUUAACAUUGAAAAAAAAAAUCGUCAUAACAAUAAUACACCGAAAAUUAUAUUGAGUGACUUGGACGAUUUCGCGACCGAAGUCUGAACUAUUGUACCAAGAUCGCAAAAACAGUCGUGGUCGUCGACCAAUGCGGUGGUCACGUUCCCAUGUGAAAAGGUUUUAAAGUGCUUGCGUAUCAGUUGUUCUUUUGCUCAAAAACACGAUUUUCGGGAAAAAAUCAAGUCUAUAAAAGUAAGAGGAAAUAGGAAAACUUCUUACGGGACGCAUUGAAUUUGGAUUUUGAACAUUAUAUUUCUAUACGCUGUAAUAGGUGAUUAGAAUUCGAAUAUGACUAUUAUUCGUUAGUUUUUUAAUCACGUUUUGUUGUGGUUUUAUAGCUACACAAUCAAAAAUCAAAGUCCAAAAGCGUUCUGUGCAGGAAGUUUUCCUCUUUCCAACGAGACAAUUAAUGAUCGUAAUCCGAUGGCUCUGCGAAGCGUGAAAAUUAUUCUGUGCCUAAAGCAUGUUUUAAGUAAUAAAAAAAAAAAAAAAAAAAAAAACGAAAUAACCGGUUUAAUUUAAAAAUUAAAAUUGUUCGAACUGUUUGUUCAGACUUUUUAAAAUUAAUUUAUAUUGUAAAAUUCAACGUUUUAUAAAAAGCCACGGGCAAGUACCAAGCCAGUACAAUCCGCCCCUGAUUCGCAUAACAACCCUUUUUUUUUUUCGAGACGAACGACGACGCGACGCCAGACUGUUGUAGUCGUAAAGACAUUUUCAGAGAUAUUUCAUUAUUUCCGGGCACACAUUAUAGGGUUUUUGCAAUGUUUUAAUAAAAUAUUAUUAUUAUAUGUGCAGUUUGACUGCAUUGCCGUCGCCGCAUCGUUUGUAUCGUAACGCAUAUUGUAUUAUAUUAAAAGGCGUCGAAGAGGACGUGAUGCCCGUACCACGUGCCAUCUCCGUCUUACCGACGCCGCAACAUGGCGAAUUUACAUUCAGCAGAGACUGUUCUGUGCCAAGCGCGUCACAUAGGGAGAAUAGAAGGGCAAUCUACCCCCUUCCCAUCCCCUGUGCAAGUAUAAUGUGUUCCAUAUUUAUGUUACAACAAUUAUGUCAAAUUAUAAUCCUCUAGUGGCUCUUAGUCCUAUAAUUUAGAAAAGUAAACCGUCUUAUCGAAUUUUUUAAUAUUUCACCACUUUUAAUUGAUCUGAAGACGCCCCUGUAUCUGUACUAAAACGAAAGUCAACCUAUCGAAAGGUAACCGGAAAACGACCAAAACGUUAAAACGAUUAUGUAUCCGGUUUAUUUGUUGUCGAUUUUUAAAAUGUUUUACAAUAAAUUGUCCGUAGUCCGGCAAAUAUUUUCAACGCCAUCUUUGAAGGUAUUGAUAAGGAACGUUUUAGUUACCGAAAAAGUGUUUUCCGAGAAAAAUAAAAAAUAAUAAUAAUAAAAACUCGUCUAAGUAAAGUCUAAUAGAUUCUACGCUUUACACUCACUCAGAAUCGGGAAAAGAAAAAAAAUACCAUUAAAUAAUACACCGUUUUAUACGUGAUAGUUCCUGCAAAGAGAACACCGCCGAACAACAAUAAUAUUAUAAUUUUAUCGUCCUAAUUAAUUCAUCGCCUGCCGACGGUAUUUUACUACCAUUGUUAGUAGAGAACGACUUCCUUAAUAAAAAAAAAAAUAAUAAUAAUAAUAAAAAACAAAAACCCGCUCAAUUAUCUCGGGAAUAAUCGCGUAUACUUAAAACAUGUAAUGUUAUAUAGAUCUGUGAUGGUGUUAACAAACUAGAAAGAACGUGAUCGACUCGAAAAAAAAAAUACAAAUAAUAAUAAACGUUUAUAGACAAUAGCCUCCGGUAAUGUUAUUGAAAUAUUAUGUCAGAGACGUGUCUUCUACUAUAGGCACCCGUAAGAUUUUUGAAGUCUGGAUACGAGAAGUAGGGGGGGGGGUGAGGAACAGAAGUCGCGGACACGGGCUGUGAGUAUUCCACGGCACCGACUGUUACAGAGUGUGCAAUAGACGGUACACGACUAAAAUACAGUAUACACGUCGUCUUCUUGUUCUGUUUUAUGUACGUCACGGAGGAAAUAAUAGCUUCAUUAUAAUAAUAUACCGCAUAAAUUAUUAUACAUAUAAAGUCCGUCUCUGUGUACGUAUUAUUAUUUUGGACAAACACCUGGCUGGGCCGUAUCUGGCCGAAAGUCGAUAAAUAACGUUGUCGUCUUCACGGUCCGCGUCCGACGUCGUCUGGCCAAAACGAGUGUUUGGGUAUAAUUAGACGAAUAUUAUAUAGGUACAAGGUAGUGAUAAAAUUUGCAUAUUGUGCUUAAUUAUUAUACCGAAACCCGGUGCCUCGUGUCGCGGAUAAGGGGUAAUUCGAACGCAUCCGAUAUCUGAAUAAUGUUGUUUUCUUUUCUCCUAUUUUGAUACCUAUCUAUACGAUCGAUGGCGUAUAGCCGGCGAAAUCUCCCAUUGGUCCGCGAACGUCCAUUGUAGAUCAAACUCCAAACCGUGGGCUUGGAAAAAUUUUUUUUUUGUCUCUUUUUAAUAAUCGAGUUGGUGCGUUGAAAUGGUCAUUUGUCGUAUAUUUUUUGUUGAUUUUUGCGUUACUUUGACAAUAAGGGAAAAAAUUCGACUAAUAUACUUCAGAAUCAGAAUUGUUUUUCGUUAACAAUGGUUCAUCUUUGCCUACAUUUUGAAUUAAAUUACUCUAUAUAUCCUCCAACUUCCAUUCUGAAACAGCGGUAUCAAUCAUCAAUAUUAACCUUUUUUUCAUAUAUAUGUAUAUAUAUAUAUUGGUAAUAUGAUCGUUGGAGUAGACUUCAGAAAAAUCCCCGAGGGGGUUCCUAAUGCCCUCUAUAGAUAAAACGCCGCAAUAAAAAAUUGUUGGUUUUUGUUCUUCGAAAUCCACUUUUUCAAAAGAAUUAAAUUGACUUUUUCACGUAUGUCUUUUGCACUAGGAAUUACGCCUGUACCGUCGCCAUUCUUGACAGAAAGUUAAAAUGUUCAAUCUGUAUAAAUCAAAAACGUUGCUCUGAUUCUUUGCUAAAUCUCUACAGUUGUCAAUUUUUGAUCGGGGCCCCGCGAAAUGCGUACUAACGUUUAAAUAUAUUAAAGUACAUCAAUUUAUACAAUACGAAUAAUUCAUCCAAACGUACUCGACCAGUCAGUGUCUUGUAAUUCCAUUCCCCUGGCAGAAUUUUUUUUGAAUAUUUACUACGUUUUUAUUUCCGUUUGUAAAGUACACAUUGUACAUUAUAUUGUUAUGCACGCAAUAAACACGCAAACCGAGGGGGGCCUUCGCCUUUUAAUAUACCACUGGAUAAAUAACAAUCAUUAUGACUGAUUGUGUAUUUUGGUUCUACCCGGGCCUGUCUGCCCGAAAUUCGAUUUUGUUUUUAAUUUGUUAAUUUUGGUUUUUUUUUUUGUCAUUCGCUCUAACGCAAAUAGUCAAUAAAAACAACCGCACGCGUAAAACGAACAAAACAUAACCAUUUCGACGAGCAAAACAUAACCAUUUUGACAAACACGUCAUAACAAUAACAACGCCGCCGCCGUUCCCGAGGGAUGUGCGUGAUGCGGAGCGCGAACCACCGCUUGUCGAAAACGCGCGCAUGCCGCGUGUGUCGUCGACUCGUCAGUCCAGUACGGUCGGCCGGCGUGAGCGCGUGCACUCCGCAACUAACAGUAGUGCGACGACCGUGUUACCGUUCGCGCGUCGCGUCCUUUUCCGUCGUUGGUUUAUUAUUAUUAUUAUUAUUAUUACAAAAUGCCCGGACAGGUACGGUGAACGCCACGCGUAUGACUAUACGUCUUCCGUCGUAGUGCCGUACCCGCACCUGUAUUCUAGUGCCCUGAUGUACCAUUACCGGAACAACUCGGUCGCGCGUACCGCCGCGGUUGAUGCGACGAUCGUCGGCGCUUCCGCCGCGGUACACGACGGAUUUGCCACGGUCCGCCGGCCGCACCAUUACGUCGGCCACAAGCGACGCCGCGCCGGCUCCGCGGCCAUCGGUCUGCAGCACCUGGAACCGGUCACCGAGCACGUCGCCGGCGGCGGCGAGCAGCAACAUGAGCAUGGCCAUGAGCAGCUGUUGUACGCCAGCCUCAGGCCCAAGUCGUACGCAUCCGCGGCCGCGCUACCGCCACUACCGUCCGACGUGCCCUGGUGGGAAAUAGCCACCCGCCGGAGGCCCAAGAGUUGUGCCGACUUUGGGUCCGCGUCCGCGUCCGACACCAGCGAAAAGGUACCACGCGCGUAGAAAAAUAUAAAUAUUCAGUUCCUAGUAAUAUAAUUAUCCUAUACACAAUAUAUGUCCCGUAAAAUGUUGGUAAUGAAAUAAAAUAUGAAAAUAUUUGUUUUCCUCGAUAAAAUUUCAUAAUAAUAAUUGAUUUGUAACGAGUUCCGUGAAAUGCGGACGUUUAUAAACGAGACAAAUCGUAACUAUUUCAAUUCUAAGCGAUGAUACCUUUGGUACUCGCGGAAGGUACGAAUCACUGAUUGAAGAAUGUAUCGCGUACGCCAGAUUCCAGAGUACCGUGGUUUUCCCAACGGUAACCAAAGAUUUCCUGUAAGAUUACCAAACAUUUCCGCGGUUUACCAUCUGUUGGUACAUAUUAUUGUUUCGUUUAACUUGACGUUAUGUGUGUACGCAUUUAUAAAAACGUAUAUAUUUAUAUUGCUAUAGACGCGCUUAACCGCGUUGUGCGAAACCGAACAAUUCCAUUUUUCUAACCUUUUUGCCCGGGAAAAAAAAAGCGUUGCACACAAAUAUCGCGUUAAAAACCGGGAUAAAAUCAAAAAAUGUUCGACUUUUUUUUACUUGAUUCAAUUUUUACCGCGUUUCUUCGAGGCGAGAUCUAAUCACAAUUUAAAGUAUGUUCAUAGUUGUCUUGAUUUUUCGUCUCGUUUACACCAUUUUCUCUUAUAGAAAAACAAUCGAAACGCUACGAUUUCGCGAAAAAGCGGACCUGGAGUCCGGUCAUCGCGCACAAAACCGCGCAAAUCCCGUAGGAUUUUAUACGGACGGGUUCGGUUCGUUUUACCCGUUGAGCGCCCUCCCCCUCCCGUUGGACACCCCCGUCGACACGAAUUUAUUUUAAAAGUGCGUCGUCGUAAAACCUAUUACGGGUACCUACGCAAAAACAGCGUGAAAUUUAAAUUUUUCUCAGCCUUCCGCAAUGUACCUACGGCAGCGGACAUAAAGAACGAUAUUUUUUCGUUACGAGUGUGUAUUAUUAUCGUUAUUAUUAUAAGAGUUUCACGGGUUUAUUGUACGAUUUAAAUUGCUUUUCUUAUUUAUUACUAGGCAUUAUUAUUAUUUUUUUUUUUUUACCACAAAGCCAAUGAUUUCGCUAUUAUGUUGUUUUUUAUAUAUAUAUAUAUAUGUAUAAUAUUCCUGUCGGUUGUCAAUCCGUCCUCGUACAUUACACGAGGUGUACCUACCGUGUUCCGCGGUCGUCGUUGGGUCGUCGUGUCACUACGUCGUUAUCUCGUUUCCGAGUAGGCAUUAUUCGACAUCGGAAUCGUACAAAGGCCUGUCGUCGUCAAUAUGCCGAUGUUAUGCAUUGCCCAUUGCAUCACCUUUUAUUAUUGUCAAUUUUCGGUUUUCGUUUGCGGAUUUUUCCGCAUACGGUAUAAUAUCGUUACGUCGUCGAUUUGUUGUUGUGCCCUGUGUACGGUCGUUUAGGAAAAAAAAAAACCGCUUUGCCGUGUUUUGCGACAUUAUCAUUGUGUGUGUGUGUGUGUGUGUGUGUCGUGGUAUUACAAAGACUUGCUACUGUAUGUUGUAUCCUGUCGUCUAUCGACGACGUCGGAACGAAAAAGAAAACCCCUCGAUUUUUCUAUCGAAUAAUAAUAAUACUGUGAAAGACGACGCCGUGACCGAUGUUAUUCGCACGCGUUACUCUGUUGUUUUUUUUUUUUUUUUCUAUUGUCACUAAUAUUAUUAUCGUCCUUACGGUCUUUCCGACGGUCCUCAUCCGCGGUUAUCAUGUUAUUAUUACUGUUGUCAUUAGUUUUACCGCAAUCGAUAAACGACGGUUACUAUUUUUCCACCUCGUCGCCGCCGUCAAUAUUCCGACACCGCGUGCGUGCCGCUUGCAUAAUUAUUUUUGGUGAUAAUAUCAAAACGAGAUAAUUGCUCCAUUAUUAUUGUUUGUCGUGUGCGAUAAAAAAAAAAAUUAAAAGAACGUCGCAGGUCAGUAAUUCGCGAGUAUCACUAUCGCUAGAUGGAUACAAUAUGCCUACCCGCUAAUCGACGUACGAAUUAAAUUACCGUACAGUGUGACGUAUUAUUUAUUUUUCGUAUAGCCGAAUCGCAAAUGACCGAUAAUUAUAACGAUUGUGUAAUACGCAUUGUGCACUGCGCGAAAAGGCGUAGUUUUUUUUUUUUUUUAAUCGCCGUCAAUAACAAUAAUUAUUAUAAUAUACGCGCACGAUAUUAACAGUGUCGACGUGUCCGAUAAUUAGCGUGCAAUUAAUGAUAAGAAAAAAAAUUUAAAAAAAAAAUUAGGUUAACGGUAAAAAAGCCGAAAAGGCCAAUACGCGGCAAUAGCGAAUUAUUUGUUUCCGGCCGGACCUUGAUUUACCCGCCGAUAGUUUUUUUGGAAAAAUUAGACCCGGGCACGUGUACAAGGUUGGGAUUUUAGGGAUUCACCUCCCCCAAAAUUUCAUGAAAACUACGACGAAAGUAAAUGUUGAAUUAGAGUCUCGGACGUAGUAAUUCUGUCAACGAGAGAGAUCGGUAAAAUUUUGGAUUUUUUUCAUUUUAAAUAGUAGGAACACUACUUAUUAACAUAACAUAACUUAUUGUUAUUUCUGAUUUUUUUGCGGUUUUCCGGCUUGUAGAAAACAAUUAUAACUGGCACGGCGAUAAUUGCAUGGUCCGCAUUACCAUCACAAUAAUAUGGAUUACAUUAACGUUUGAAAAAAAUCGGCUACAAAAAUAUCAAAUGUAAAAUUUAGUAUUCGGGUACCCAAAAGGCCCCGUAAAUGAAUGUUAAAAAAUAUUGUACAUGUAAACCUCUUCGUUAUAAAAAUAUGAAAGUGUACAACGUUACCCCCCAUCCCCCUCGGAAAUAUUUUUUUUUGUAAACGCACCAGAUUAGACUGAUAAAUACCAUUAUCCGUCGUUGAACGCAAGAACAUUACAUCCGCGUUUUGUCGGAUAUUUUGAUUUCUAAGCUUGAUGCGCGCGUGUGAAUUGCCACAUUUUAAAAACCGCUCGUAAUAAUUAUUAAUAAUCUCCCUUGAAUAUGUAAAUAUCGGUAAAAAAAUUAACGUACAGACGCGUGUAAUGGUUCUCGCCGUCAAGUUUUGAUAUGAUCGGUCGAUUUUGGUGUUCUGCUGACCGCCGUCGCGAGUUUUGUAACACCGGAGACGGCAAAAAAUGCUCGUGUCCUCGUCUUGUGACACAAACACCGUCCGUCGUACCCAUUGUUGAUAAUAAUUCGUUUUGGUGGUUUUUUUUUUUUCCAACGUCAUUCCGAAACAUAUUUUUAUUGAUUUACCGACAUCGUUGUCGCCUCCGGAUUGGUUAGCGCGCGUUUUAACGGUAAAAGCUCUGGGUUUUUUUUUUCUCCUAUACGCGGUCCAAUUAACGAUUCAUUACGCCUCGAUUAAAACGGUAUUAAGACGGACGAAGAAAAACCGCGUUUCGAUCGACCGCCGCGUUGUCUGCCCGGUAUCAUAUUUUAUGUUCCUCCGCGUGUACGCGUACGCGUCUCUCGUAAUUAAACGCGCGAUAAUCGUGAACAAACCGUUCGCACAAACACCGCGGGGGCACAACGCGUCGUACACGUACACCGUCUCUUUGUAUAAAUAUGACGUAUCCGUGUACGUAUUGAAAAAUCUCAACGAAACGUUUCGCGAACGGUACAAAAGGAAAAAAAAGGAAAAAAAAAAAGUCAUAGAAACGGUAGAGAAAUACUCGUAAAACAAUAGGUAGCAAUAAUAUCCAUAAUAUAGCUAGAGGUCGGAUUAUAUACAAAACGAUAAUGGAAGAGGUGCAUAAUAUUAUUAUUAUUAUUAUUAUUAUUAUUAUUAUUAUUAUCAUUGUAUUUUUAAUCUACCGACUCGAAACCCGACGCACGUUUUCGUUUUUAAUUUAAUAAUAAUACGUACCGCCGAUAACAUCACCGACAGGCGGUAUAAUGUCAUUUGUGUCGUUUUGAUUGUCUAUACAUCGGUUCCGAUAGUUUACUGAUAUUCGAGAUGCUCCUCAGGGGUGUUUUUUAUUUUCGUCUGUUAAACGGUUUUUCAACCGUCCGAAGACAACAACCCCACACCCGUCCCUUAAAUCCCGUUUUAAACGAUUAUUUCGUCAAAUUGAACCUGAAAUGUGGCGGUGGAUGAUGACGUGUACCGCGGGCUGUACACUGUACCUAACCGUUUACCCCCGACCACUGGAUAGAUCAAAAAAAAAAGUACAAUUUGGGAAACGUCGGAAGAGACCGUUCCACCGGUCACCAUCCGGUGGUCUGCGAGAAAAUUUCAAUGGUCCGUGACAAAAUUUUGGUGGCCGCAGAAAACUUAAUAAAUCGUGUUAUAAAUAAAAAUAAAAAUCAUUUUUUAUUAUUUUAUAAAGUUAUUUUAUUUUAUUUUUUUUUAUUAGCUCUAGGUUCAAAACAUCUGAAUAAGGACUCGAGACUUGUAACGUAAACACUAUAUAUACCUUAUAGUAGUCCGUAGAAUUUGCAGUUAGGGAUUUAGUGGUCCGUGAGGUUAAAAAGGUUGGCGACCGCCGCUCUAAUCGACCAAACCGUUCGUAGCUACUUUGCAGUAAUUUACAGGAUUCGUCUGUGGUCGAUGCGUUUUGCGGAGGACGUUGUCUGUUUGUUAAUUCGAUGUUUUUUCGUUUUUUUUUUUUUUUGUUUUUUUAAAUUCCAUAAUAUUAGUACUUUUGUUGAUUAACGAGGGAAAUCGAAAUUUAUAAAACGUCGGGAAAACGGAAAUAUUUAUACGCAACAGUGGUUUUUCAAAAAAAAAUAUCGUAGAAACUUGAACAUUUUCACGGAAUUCUCACGCGUGCGCGUUUUCUUUAUACGUGGUAAAAUUUUUCCAAAAUAUUUUUCAUCUUUAUCAAUUGUUUAUAAAGUCUAGUCGGAAAUUUGAUACCUAUAUCUGAAAUUUUCUAGUUAUUAUUUUUUCAAUUUAUGUUUAUAAAAUCGUUCGAAAAUUCAAUAAAAGUUUUUUUUUUUUUUUUACUAAUGAAAAAAACGUUUCACCACACACGCUCGCGCGCGCGCUGUUUCCAGCCAUACGCGCAAGGAUGAGUAAAUAAUACAAAUAUUGUAAUAAUUUGACACUCUAGACAUUUUAUUUCAGCAAUAAUAAUAAUAAUAUUAUCGCGGUCUCAAUAAAACACAUUUUUAUCUGUAAUAAAUAACUACAAACUAAAUUUUUUUUUUUUUUAUGUUUACCAAUAUUUGCUGAUAUAUAUUAGCCUAUUUUUAGUGUUAUUACUUAUUAUCAUUUCCGUAUAAAUUACCGUCGAAAAUAAUCUUUGAAACUUGAAUCGCGACUAUAUAAUAAUAUAAUAUAAUACAUAAUUAUGCAAUUACCCUGAUUUUAUCAAGUACAGGUAUAAACACUGUUUCGAUUGAUUAAUAAUACUGUAAUUUUUUUUUUUCGGUCGGUUUUAAAGGUCGAACUCCUCGGAACGUGUGUUCCGUCGUCGUUAAAAAUGUUCGCGUUAUAAACAAUCAAAUAAUGCUUAUUGCUUAUAUAACACAUCGUUAUUUUUUACUCGCCAAAAAAAAAAAACCACAUCUUAAUUUCUGUCGCGGUGGAGAGAAAAAUCGACUUGCCCGUUAUUCACUGCAAUGGCUUAUUUACCACAGUGACAAAUUCGAAUAUUGUUUAUCAAUCGCUUCUUUCUCCUUACUCCCGCCCACCGGUGGGAAUUUUUCCUGCGUUAUUUUUUUUCUUAUUAUUAUUAUAUUAUGGAAAAGAGGUGGUGGCACGUUUUCUACCCCGAGUGGAAGCGGCGGAACUUUUUCCUUUAAGUAACGUUUUUUUUUUUUUUUUCUUAUUAUAUUGGCGUAUUAACCUAUGUAUACAGUAGCAAAAGCGACGGCAUUUUCAAAGUGUCUCGAAGAAAUAAUUCUAAACACGUCCCCGGUUAUUCAAUCGGAUUUUAUAAUACGGUUUACGCGCGUCAGUCGGUUGGUUAACGUGACUCGCGACGUGACGUCGUACACACAGUACGAUAAUUCGACUUAAAAGUCACCCCUUACCCAACCCCGUAGUUACCUACCCCGUAUCCAUUCGGUUGCAGGGCCGUAUUUCGGAUAUAUCGGAGAGCUCGGGCCAACCUAUUGUGUUGGUCUUACCACGGGUACAGGGUACACGUUUAUUCCCGAUUGAACUUUUUUUUUUUUUUUUAUAUAUUACAAUUUAGCUUUUUUUCGGCGCGGGCCUAUGAAACUUAUUGCGCUAAAUACACGGCCCCCGGCCGUUAUUAAUACAUUUGACCCUUGUUCCGGCGGCGUAUACGAGUAGGGUACUAUUAUCGCGGAUUACAGAUUACGAAAUAAAAACGUAAAUAAAAACCCGUUCCGUGAUACCUAUAUAGUGGCUAUUGCCAUUCCGAACGCGUUGGACGAUCGCAAUGUUUAUACAAAUAAUCCGUUUUCGAAAAAUUGUCGACAAUACAAUGUAUCAAACAUAUUUAUGUUAUCUGUAACGAUUAGAAAUAAUAAAAAAUAAAAACUUUUCUGUUCCUUGCCCCGUUUGAUUAAAAUAUUUAAAUGUGAUAAUAUGUAAAGCGUUAUAUUACAUUAUAUUCGGCCCCGAUUAAAAUCUAGCGUUUUGUUUUCGUGUGCGUUCUCUUAUAAAACGCGAUACGAUAAUAAUAACAAUAAUAAUAAUAUUAUAAUGGUCCGUUAAAACAACAAUGGUAUCGUAAAGUAAAAUCGUUCGGUAUUUUAUUAUUAUUAUUAUUAUUCGAUUUAUUCCCGUCGCCACCGCUGAGUGAUAUGAUUAAAAUAUGUCAAACAGUAUAUUAUUAUUAUACACAAUAAUUUUAACAGCGGUGUUAAACAAAAUAAUUCACUAUAUUACAAUGGUUAAUAUAUUAUACAGAGUGUGGUUCACGAAUCGGCGCAGCGAUUAUUAUGCUAUCCGUAGUCUACCGGAAUCUACCCGUAGGCGCUUGGUUUUGAAGAAUGUCCAUUUCUCGGGGGAAAAAAAAAAUGUGUAACGUUUCGUAUUUAAACCAAGCAAGGAAGCUACUCAUUGUUUAGUGUUGUUUGAAAUAAUUACCAACUACUGAAUUGUCUACGAUAUUUUGCAGUAAAUAUAGAGAAUAAAAAAAAAAAAAAAAUACAGAAAAUUUCAAGAAAAUUAUAUUAUCAUCUGUACAAUAACUGCGAUCUCUAAAACUAUAGAAUACUCACGCAUUAUAAUCGUAGUGAUAAACAUUGCAAGUUUCUUAUCAGUUUCUGAUUUUUUGAAUUACCUGUAUCAAAUUUUUUAAAAAAUUUAAAAAUUAAAAACUUAUUAAAUUUACCACGUGUACUUUGCAAGACAUCCCCCCCCCGUCCAUGUACAAUAAAAUAUCUAGUAAAUUUAAAGUUGGUAAAUUUGAUUUUUGUUUAGUUUUUAUCAGUCGUCUAUUAUAUAUAAUAACAUUAUGAAAUGAUAUUAUUUACGUUACUUCCAAAUUGUACUCAUCUCUUUUUCUAUCCGUUUUCGGCUUCAAAUACCAUUUUCUGGCUCCAAUUGUCUCUUAUCGUUCGCCACUUCUUUCGGAUUAUUGAACCAUGUACAUAUCCAGAGAUGUUGGUGGUUUAGUCCAUCUAUCCGUACUUUUUGUUUCCACGUGCCCAGUAGUAUUUUUAUCUCUUGUAGGUUAAUAUUUUAUAGCCAGUAAGUCUUUCAUUUGUGCCGUUCGAAUCCUAGUCAGAUCAUUCGUCUUUCUUUAAGUGUCCAUCAGACUACUGAUAUCGAGUCCUCAUUUCCGAAAAAUUAUUUUAUUACGAUAUUCAUUUUCUACUCCAUAUAUUAUAUAAUGUUAUAAUAUAUUCAUGAACGCGUACUCGUUUUUCUUUCGGCCAUGAAAAUACACGCCGAGAGAAUUUUCUUUACGGAAUCGCCUGAGAUCUUCUCUCUUUUAACGUUGUGUGGUCCUUUUACGCAUGCGUGUAGAUAAAUUGUCGGUUUAACCGUUAAACGAUGUACGAACCUAUGUUGGCAUAUUUUUGUCGGAUAAUUACCGAUAGUUUACAUGCAAAUAACCAUCCUGUAUACGUGCGCAUACGCGUCAUAAUCGAUAAGACGAGAAAAAUGUCUGGAAAAAUCUAUACUGUAACACACAUACAAUAGUCGUGUGCGUGUGCGGUAUACUAUUGUUUGUUAAAAAUUAAAAAUAAAAAAAGUAUUAUUCAAUAUGAUUGUUCUCCGAAGUCAGAGUUAUUUAGAGUGAGUUAUUCGACGAUUUCAAUUUCGAUUAUUUCCUCCACUCUUUCACAAUUAUUCUAUUUGUUGCAAUUUAAUGCAAAACUGACAUGUCGUCGUCGUUAUUUUAUUCCACGGCAAUUGUACUUAUCUAUAAUAUAUCGGAAGAAAAAAACAUAAAAAAAAGAAAAACAAUAAUAUUAUAUAGUUAUAUUAUUUCGACGGUGUGAAAAUCGUCAAGAGAAAGUGGCCUGAAGAAGUCGUCGUAAAGAAAGCGGAGUUUUUCACGAAAAUUAACGAACAGUUAUAAUAACGAUGACGGUCGGACACGCGAAAACGUAUAAACGUGCAUUCUUUUUGUCGAAUUUCUACCAAAAAAUGAAUACUUGCAAUAGUAUCCAUUUUACAAUACCAUUUAUUUUGGACAUUUCCUGCGGAGAUUCUUUUGUAUCAAAUGGUCUUAAAUUCGAGAGUUAGUACUUUUCUAUGUGUAUAUAUAAUACAUCAUGUAUGUAUGCGGAUCGAUGCGAAAAUAGUUGAGGUCGAAUAAUUUCAUUACGAAUUUAACCAUUUUGUCGCCGGUGUGUGAAUAGUAUUUGUUUAACAUUGCACAUCCUCACAGACAAUGUAAGUACGUAAAUUAUGGGUUAAAAAUAAAUUCCGAAGAAAGUUAAUACUUUCCGAGAUAAUGAGUGUCUUAGUACGUUAUGUUAAUCACUCUGUAUACUCGUAUGUAUAUUUCAGCCAAGGUACAUGGGAAAAAUAUUUUUAUUUUUUUAUAUAUGGAUAUAGGUGUAUAUAGUAAUAGGUUAGGUUGUUGUUUCGCAGCGAAUAUUAUUUUAUUAUAUACAGAAUAGAUUGAAGGAAAUUCGUUCGUCUAUAAUGACUGAGCUCUGCUGUAGCUCGCAGUGUUUUUUUUUUCUUUUAAAAAUUUCGUAAAUGCGAAACAGAAAACGAAUCGGUGCCUGUUUAAAAUAAUAUUAAUCGAUCGUACAUAUUAUAGUCAAUUACGUUUUUGUUCCCCUCUCUCUCAACCCGCGCGUGUCUUUGACGACUCGGCGAGUUCGAAAAUUGACCGUGAUGCGAGAAAGUAUAAAUUGAGCUACAAUACUCUUGUUUAUAAUAAUAUUAUGCACGGGGGGGUCCCCGAAAUGAUAACAGAACUCGACGUCACGGAAACAUAAUAUUACCGUAUUGUUAUUGUAUAUGUACAGAGUGAUUAUUUCAUCGGUGAUACGAUCUUUAUAAAAAUUUCGAAUUCGAUUUCGGAGUGUUUUUUUUUUUUCCAGUAAUUUGAAGCGGAAAUAUAUAAUAUAUUCUUAAAUAUGUUUAGCGCAUGAUGGUGUUUUCAAAAUUUCAUCUGUAGCCCGUUCCAUUAACGCAUUUAAUAUAUCGACUUUUGAUACAUUUCAUAUUUAUAUAUAUAAAGCGUUUUAAAACCCUCGUUCGAAGAGAGAAAAGGUAUUUUUCUAAAAAAAACGCUCUUAUCUAAAAAUCGCGCAUAUUACACAAGGUAAUUUACUAAGCGUGCUUACCGCAUUUUUUUGAUUAAAUUUUGCAUGCGUUCAAAUUCUGAUUUUUGGAAUUUUUAGGUGUAGUUAAAGCCGAUUUUUUGAUUUUGAAUUUUUGAUUUUCGUCAAUUCGUCAAUGUUCCACUUUCAAGUUUAGGUAAGAGGAGAGUAGUGGAAUUUUUGUGAUAGCACGGAGUGCGGCGUUUUAUUAGUGCUCCACUACUCUCCCUCUACCUAAAUUUAAAAAUGGAAUAUUUCGUUAACGGAUUGACGGAAAUCGAAAAUGUGAACACUAAAAUGUAUUUUAAGUAAUACUCCAUGUAUGCAUUUAUUGAAGUUUUAAAAUAGGAUCUCAUUUAAAAAACCAAAAUUGGUUAGGUUAGGUGUGGUUUCACAACUAGGAUACUCUUUAAAUAUUAUGAAAAAUCUAAGUAUUCGAAAAUAUCGGCUUUACCUAUGUUUAAAAAUUUCAAAAAUCAGAAUUUGAAUAUAUGCAAAAUUUAACUAAAAAAAAUGGAAUGAGCACGAUUAUUGAAUCACCCUGUAUACCGUUUGUAAAUUAAUUUUACUGUAUUCGAAUUCUUCAUGGAGAAUAAUCAACUGGUUCGUGACAAUUGUAUAUCACUCUGUAAAAUAUGCGUGGUCCAGUAUAACGGUUUUAAUAACACAGUAUAGUUAAAAUAUAAUUGCCGAAUAAAACAGUGGACGUCAUGGCAUACAUUUACAAGUCGAAAUGACGAUAAAAUUUUUUAUCGUAAACGUUUUUCACGAGAUAAAUUUCUAUGUCAAUUUUGUCUAGGACCGGAUUAAGCCCGGGCACAUAGUUUUCAAUAGCUUUUCAUUGUAAAAACAUCCAAAUGAUGUAUCAUCAGUUCAUAAUCAAUACUUGGAAAUUAAGCUUGUAAAGUAUCUUAUAAUAUAACUUAUAAACUGUUUGAAUUUUUUGAUACAAAGUUAUAUUAUUUAAAACGUUUUAAAAUACAUAAUUUUGUGAUGCCAUUGCCCGGCCCUAGACACGUGCCUACAUCGCCUUUACGUUAAUCCUAACCCGACUUUGUCAAGAGUGUGUUACAAAAUAGACAAUUGUUUUAAUUUGGUUUAUAUCUGGGGCAUCUAUGGUGAGUAUUUUGUAGUAUUUUUGGAAAAUGUCAUCGAACUGACGGAUUUUAGGUAUUUGACGAUUUAAUAGUUUCGAUAUUUUUGUUUUUAACGUGUUCGGUCGGUUUGAAAAUGAAAAAAAAAAAAUUUAACCUAAAAGGUCAAAACGUUUAGAUUGUACGUUAAUUAUAUGUAUGUAUGUAUAAUAUGUGUGUGCUGUGUAUUUUUUACAGUUACACAAUUCGCCUAUAAGAAUAUUAUUAUUUUUAUUCGCGUUUCCCUUGUUCCACCCCCUAGGCGUAUAGAUAAUAUAUUAUAAAUCGUGUUUUUCGAGUGUGAAAACGUAUUAUUAAUUGUUUAAAACGUCGUCACUGCGGUGAAAGGUUAUUUUAUUAUUAUUUCCGUGUGCUAUAAUCGUUUUUUCUCUCAAAUUCGGGAUUUUCGUACGCGUUUUUUUUCGAUCAGGGCGUUUACAUAGGCACAUUAAUGUAUUGAAUAUAUUUGUUUUGAGGUUAUAUUUAGUGGAUUUUUUUUUUUUUUAGACUUCUAAUUCAAUACACAUUUAUGGGUGAUGUAAACCGAGAGAAAAAAGUUACACUUUUAUAUUAUUAUAGCAAGCAGUUGCGUGUAUAAAAUGUGUUUUGCAUAAAACGAUUAUUAUAAUAUUAUUAUAAAAUUAUUAUAAUAUAGAGAUCGAUAUCCGAUAGGUAUCUUCGAAAACCUUGAAAAACAAAUAAACCGUUUCCUCAAAAACGAUCAUAUUGUAGGUCCACGAGCUGCCCGUCCUCUCGUUUUUGCGUAUUUAUAAUAUUGGGAAUUAAAAACCGAUAACAAUUUCAAGAACGUAAUCGAUAAAAUAAUAUAUUCGAGAGUAAAAAAAAAAAACAAAAAUUAAAUAAUUAUUAUCGUCGCGCUGACGUGUGCCGAUCGGACGGGGUCCGGUUUUUAUCUCGUCCGCGGUCUGUGCGUCUCGGCCGGGCGACGCACGUGGCGCGCGUGUCCAAAAUUUAAGUGUAAAAAACGCGUUACGCAAGCCGGUCGCGAAAUCGGUUUUUUUAAGCAACCGCGACCGUUUCGUCACGUCGGCCGAAAAAACCUUUAUUUAGAAGAAAAAAAAAACAUUUUUACGACGCCUCCGGUCGACGCGAAUCGCACGGGUCACGCCAAUAGCUGUCGGUAUCGUUUCUCGUAUACGUUACGUAAACUAUUUGAUCUGCGGCGGUGAUGUUGUUGUUGUCGUUACGCAUCGUUCGCGGGAGCCCGUUUAUUUAUUAUUAUUAUUUUUUUUUUUUUCUGGCGGGACGCCAUCCUAUAUUACCGGGAACAAUAUUAUGCACUUUUUGAAAUUAUAUUAUACACAAACCAUUUUAUAGACGUUCGCGCGCGGUAUUCAAACGAAAAAGCAAACGAUAAAACCGUGUCUCUCUCUCCCCGUGACUUAUUCCUAAUGAGUAAUAUAACAUAUUUUAUAGUAAAAAAAAAUAAAAAUAAAAAUAAAAAAAACGAGUUUCGUUUCGAAAAUACCGCCUAAACCCUGUGUCGACUGUGGUGGUGGUUGGAUUUCGGAUAUCCGGCUUCGAGGUGUACGCCCGGGGACCCCCGUUCGUCCGCUUCUGUGACGUGUUGAAAUUUCCAGACCUCGAAGCUCGGACAAACACUUCCUCUUACGGAUAAUACGAAAUGGCUGAUCAUUUGCGACACGAACGACGUAUUCUGUUGACCCAACUGCACCGUUAGGUAUCGUCUAUGGUAAUCAUUUUUUAAAGUGUUUUUGGUUACCAGUAGCUACAGGCAAUGAUAAAUAUUUGAUAACAGAGAAAUUCGGUUUGCCUGUUGAAAGGAUACAAAAUGGAAACUUCAAUUUACUUGGGAUGUUAUUUGGGUGUCAUAUAUACGAAUACAACCACGGGUCCAUAUAAGAACAUUCACCGCACUUCUUUAAAAUUACUCAAAAUUAAAAAUUCUCGUUUACCGCCCGGAAAGUUGAAUGUUGUUAGGGUAACUGGGGUUAAACAAAUCUAAUAUUAUUAUUCAGAUAUUGGAAAGCGCGUUCAAUGAAAUAAUAUUAGGAGGAGCGUGCGCCAAUGUUUGGAGAAAUUCAUAAAAUACGAUAUAGGACGUAAUUCAUUUUAUUCUAAUAAGAGCGUCAUCGUUCUGAACAUAAAAAAAAACUUUUUUUCGAAAUAACGGCGAUUUAGCGUGAAACAGAUGAUAUUUAUAGAAAUGAAAACUACGACUUUAACUUACAGUAAUAUAGGUAAUUAAAUAUUAAUUUGAUCGAAAAGUUAAUUUUUAAAAUAAAAGUUACAUUAAUUUCGAAUAUGUAUGUACUAGUGUUGGACACGACCGAUUAGUUUUAUUCAGUUAUGCAAAAAAAAAAAUACACGUUCAAGUCAAACAUUCGUUAGUAAUCUAUCGAUAGAAUAAACAAUUGAGGAGUGUCCAUCAUAUUAAUAUCUCUCGUGUCGUUCGUGUAAACCGAAAACCCAUACGAUUUCAGUGAUAUUACUGUAAUAAUACAUGUGAUCCGGGAUCCGGCAUCGUUUUUCAAUUUAUACGAAUGUGAAUUUGAAUAUUUCGGUCGAUACAUUUUAAUGCUUUUCUGAAAUCCCGGUAAAAACUGCCCAUACUCGACCGCCUUAGAUUAUCUCUUGUGUAUUAAAACGAAUUCAAAUUCCCUACGUAUAAUAUAAUAUAAGCUUAAUGAUAUACACGGAAUAUAUUACAAUAUAUUAUAUUCCGUGUAUAUUUUUUUCCGGAUAAAUAUUAUUGUUCAUAAUUAUAUAUAUACGGACAAAUUAAUGUACGCGGUCGAUGUUUUUAUCUCGCCGUGACAUGGUUUUUUUUUUGUUUUUCUUUAAACUGACGAUUUAUAAAAUGUAAUAUUAAUUCCUAACAUCAUCGACGUAUAGCGGAAAAUGAAUGCCGAGUGCGUCAUUUUUUUUUUUCGCAAUAAUACCUACGGCAGCGCGCGACGAGAGGGUUUGUUAAAACAGUUGGUGUUUGUACGACAAAAAGCUUGUUUACUGCCGACAACUACGCAUUAUAAUCGCUGCGAACAUCAUAUACACGCUCUAUUACAAAUAUAGAAGCCGACAGUUUCUUUAUUUUUUUUUUUUUUUUUUUUUUUUUUUUUUUAUUUGUCAAUUUCGGUUUUGUGCCAGUGAUAAUUCGUGAAAUCCGUCGAAAACUGUCCGACUGCGACGACUCUUUUUAGCCUUUCCCGGUUAAAAGAGAUCUGUUUACUAGGGCCCCCGAGUCCUCUAAUAAAAAAAAAAUACCUUUUUAAUAAUUUAAGGGGCUUCUAUACAUAUUUGUUUUUUCUCUGUCUGUCUCGCGUGCGUCAUGUAGCGACAAAUGCAUUUCGCACUUCAACGGUUGCCAUUCUCUGGUUGAGUUUAGAACUUAUACAUUACUCAUACAUUUUAUAAAAAAUAGUAUAUAGGUAUUUACUAUGCUUUGGCCGAAUGAUUUUGUAAAUAUUUUAAUUUGUUAAUAAGUUAUUAAUAGUUAAAAUUAAGUUAAAUCAAAAUACGCAUUUUCACGAUAAAAAUGAAAAUAUUUUUUAAAAAUGCAUCCUGCAAAACAUAGUAAAUACUCUUUUUUAAUAUAUAAUGGAUAAUAAUGGGUCUCUUUGACCUAAACUCAUCCAAAGAGUCAUAAUCAAUCGUUAAAGUGCGAUGCGUAUUUGUUGUUUUACUACGCGCGAGACAGACAGAGAAAACAAAUUAUUUGUUUAUUAUUAACAAACGACUAUACUAGAUUUUUUUAAUAAAUUACUUAUACAAUAUUAUCAAGUACAUAUUUCUAUGCAGUUUAUUAUCCCGCUAAUACAUUUAUGCAAAAUUGUUUUUGGAUGUUUAUUACCACUUAUCGCCCAAGGCCCAAACUACUACCGAACGGGUUGCUGAAACAUUGCAUAGGUGUAGUUCUUAUACCAGAAAUAACAUAUGCGUUAUUUCCCCCCCAUAUUCAAACACUCAAGGGAGUGUGAUAUACAAGGUUAUUGAUAAUUUUAGUACGAAAAUCGGUUACCUUGGUGAUACCGACGAAAUAAAAAAUAAAAAAAAUAGACGAUCAUACUUCGCACCACGGAUAUAUUAAGUGAUUGUAGGUGAGAAGUUGGGAGGGUGGGGUAUAAAAGGGAAAUUAAUUUAUAUCUGUACGCAAAGAUCAAUCGUUGCUAAUGAAAAACGAUUCUGAGUGGAACUCGAGUAAUAGUAUAGCUUUUACAACAAUGUGCGUUUUUGAUUUUUAUGAUUGUUUAAAAAAGAUUAAAAUAAUAAUGAAAAAUAAAUGUCUUGUCAUGGUUGGAGCAAGAGUUCUAGGAGAAAAGUUGUUUACAGACUGAAAAAAAAAAUACACAUCAUAGUAAAACCAAUAGAUCUCGCUAAAAAUCGAAAAGUUGAACGAGCAAAUAAUUAAUAAUAUGGUAAUUCGCGGAAAGAUCAUAUACGAUUGCCGCGAUGAUACUCACAGCGAACAGUAGUUACCAUAGGAUCCGGUAACUUAGUUCAUUGUUGAUAAGCUAUUAGCUGCUAACAAUUAGCGGCAUCUGUAGCAUAAUGAUAAUGUUCGUCUGAGCUAGUUUAUUCCUCAAAAAUAAAACGCAUAGAAACCUGCGUUGAAUGAAAAUCGUUUGUACAUUGUAUACCUCUGUGUUCCCCGACCCCCCAAUAAAAUCUCGCAAACCGUUUCCUGUGCGGUGGCACCGCAAACGGAACGGUCGACGGGAGUCCGGGACCGCGCGGACGUAUUUCGUGUUUUGACAUUUUGCCGGACGUGCGUGCCCGCGAAUUGGCCCGAUUACUUACUCGUAACACCCGAUAGACUCGUGUACCUGACCGUUGUCCCGAGACGCUAUACGCGUAUAAAAUGAUGCGUGCGCCGUACAGGUGGGCCGGGCGGCCGAUAGGUAUUUCAACGGUCAAGCGCGACCGCCGCGGGGGGGCGUCCAAUUUCAGACGGAUCGUGCCGGUCACCUUUCAAAUGAGUUACGUCCGCGGCGACGUCACAACGACGAGCGGCACAGAAAUACCGCAGCCACCGAAUAUCGUUAUAGGGGUCCCCAACGUGGUUACGAUUUGAUCGUGCGCCGCCAUAAUACAACAAUACAAUAUAUAUAUAAUGGCGAGUAAAUAUAUUAGUACAAGUAAUUUAAAUACAAUCGACAUGAAUGUAUUUAUCAAAUUCGGGUAGCAAUCGCAGGUUGUUAUAAAGUUACUUUUUAGAUUUUUAUUUUUUACGCAGAUUAUCAUUAUUAAUUAGGUACUGUAAUAAUUUAAUGUUAACGUAAAAAAAAAAAAAAAUCUUCACGAAAUCGUAAAAUCGUUGAAAGCGUCAACAUAAUUUGGAAAAAACGAAUAAUAAAAUAGAAGUUUUACGGUCGAAAAAUCGUAAAAUGGUACGUACCAGGAGUACGGCAAUCGGCGCCGAAACGUCGACCUCAACCCCACAAUCCGAAGAAAUCCAACGGCUAAGAGGUACUACCGAGUACAAAUUUACAAUGAACCUUAUGCCAAAUUGUCCCUCUUUUAGCCACGGAUAGGUUCGCUGUACCGUUGUGAGGGAACAAAUCUUUAAACACUGAACUUUAACGCGGAGUUGUUUUCUUUAGAGUUAACUCUUGUGACCCCGGAAAAUGGCUAUAGGUUAUUGAACUAUACUGAUUGUUAUGCUUAUUGUGUGCAACGAUAAAAAAUAAUAUUAUGCAUAUUUUUGUUUCGCUUUUAUUGCUAGCGAGGCUUGAGAGAGCCGAGGGGCUGUGGGAAUCCGGAUUUCCCCCCUCCCCCCAAAUUUUUACCAAAACUCUUAAAAAUCGUAAUUAAAAUAAUCUAAACAAUUACCUAUCAUUUUAUUAUCGAUAUCUGAAAUAAUGUUUGUCAGUGUAUAUUAAUGGAUAUAUAUAUACAUAUAUUUGGUUCAUAUUAUAGUUAUUAAAAUUAAUUCCUACUCACGUAAACUUACGGUGAAUUUUCGAACGCAACCCGUGUUGCACCACUCGGGAACUCACCAUUCCCGAUUUGUCCUGUGUGUGUGUACAUGAUUUUUUUUUUUUAAUGAGAAAUCGUUAAACGCUCGUCCGCGUACACGUUUUGUUUGGAGUGUUUUACAAUAUUAUUAUAUAUUCCGAGAGACCCGACCUGCCUUGGUGUACGGCCGUUGUGUUUUCCUCGGAACGACAGAAUUACAUUAAAAACCCAAAACCCGUCGCUCUCUCUCUCUCUCUCUCUCUCUCUCUCUCCGCGGCUUUAAUACACCCGUAUUUAUAACAAUAUAAAAUACGAUAUUUUAUUUAUGGUCUAUAAACGGUGCCCGUAUUAUAGUAAAACUACGAGGGCGCUAAGACGACCGGUGAUGCUUUUAAAAAUAGAAGCGGCGCCCGGUUCAAGUGGUCCGCGUCGUGUGCUCGAGACGUGAAGACGAUAAGUCGGACAUUUUUCCCGGCUAAACGGAUGACGCGAUAAUAUCGUCGUUGUUUAUUAUUAUUAGUGGUAGUGGAUAGUAAAUGAUUUAUUUAUUAUUAAGGAUAAAAAUUAUUGUUUAUUAUGAUAAUUCGUGGUUUAAGUCGGGCGGAACAGUCGCCCGACCGUUUCCCUUAUAGCCAGUGAUAGGAAGGGGGUGGGGUGUUGACACCGCCACAGAACUUGAAAAUCGAGGCUGCCGAGUCGGCUAUUCGACGACAAUUUAAUUUCAAAGUCGAUGGUAAAAUUGAUAAUUUUGGAUUUAGAAAAGGUUUAAAUCACCGCAACCAUCCAUCGAUGUUUGACUUCGUUGAGUUUGAAAACGCAGGCAAAAAGUUGCGUUUUAAUUCAUAUCAGUGGCGUAUUUACGAAGAUGUUGGGGGAGAAUCAAACCUCCCCGUGAACCGUGAUUAAGCAAAUAAUUACAGUUAUCACGGUUGAGGAAGUUUGAAAUGCCGUCAAAUCGUUCUAAAUAGACAUACCAAACGGCACAAUUAUCAUAAAUUGUAUUAUUGCAUAGGCACUGUAUAAGUGAUAGUGUUCGGUAACACAUUCGGACACGUUGUGCAAUUAAAUAUUUUUUUCCUUCUUCAAUAAUAGUUGUCAUUAAAAUUUCAUUAGAAGAGGUCAUCGAUGAGCUAAGUUUGAAGGAAAUACCAUUAGAUUUUGUAUUUCAUGGAUAUUAGUUAAUAUUGUAUUAUUGUCUGUGAUAAAAAUUCCAAUUACAGUGUGUUCGGAUUAGCGAUAGUGUCAAUCGUGUCGACCUCCACGAUAAUUUUCCUGGUAAAUUGUCUUAAUCCCCCCUCUCCAUUAAAAAUUCCCAAGUACAGCGUUGAUUCAGACGUUAUAUUAUUAUUAUUAUUCAAUACAUUUUCCAAAUAAUGAUAUUUUAGGCUAAAAAAAAUUUUGAACGAUUUCGGGUAAUCGGGUAAUGGCAUCUGGACCGAAUUCAUCGCCUUGAAAACAUUAUGCAUAAUAUUUUACGGAGCAAUUUUUUUUUCACAAUACUUACUCCAAAUAUUAUAUUAAAAAAACGUUACGCGCGCCUUUGUUAAACCCGUACGUACACUAUCAUUUGUGUAAAUAUUAGGUUUACAAAAUAAAUAUUCGUAUACGAGUGUGUCGCGGGACAAUUGUCGCGAAUGCAUUGUUUGCGUUCACAGCGCAAUACGUAUCGCACCUAAUAAUUGAGCCUAUUUAUUCGUGACGUGUUUAUCGGUAUAAUAGUUUCGGUCGCCGACUGCCCCCGGAUAAAAACGUGUCGGGUUAUUGUUUGCUGGCAAUAGCAUUUUUUUUUUUUUCACUAUUAAAUGUCGAGACGAUAUUAUGUGUGUCGUUCUUUAUUCAGUCGAUUUUUAUAUGAAAUACACGUGAAAUGUACCCACCUACCUACACAUUUCUCAUGUACACUGAAUAUUAUUCUAUUGGGACACAUACAUUAUUAGCCUUAAACAAUGCCGAUAGUGUUUCUGCCGAUAAGUUAAUUUAACGGUUAAAAAUAUCGUUCCGACGUUACACUUCUGGCUCUAUAAUACCAGUCUCGAAACCAAAAUUUAUUUCACCCGAGUAUAAAGAGGUUUACAAUAUACAGAGGGUUUUUUUUUAUUUUUUAAUAUUUUCAAUGUACAGUUUCAAAUUAAGUGCUGGAAAGUGACGUUGCCUAUCAUAAACCACGGGAAUGAUAACGUUUAUUAUAGACAUUCGAUAUCGUUACCCGUGUUAAAAAUAGGUCAUUUCCCCCGGGACGCCUUACCUUUUUAAAAUUAUGAGGCGUCCGACUCGGUACUCAACACGAAAUAAAAUUAACAAUAUCACUAUUAUUAUACCACUUACUUUUUGUUUAAUUUUCAAACGCUUUACUUAGAGUAAUAAUUAAUAUUGUUUGGUAAUUAGAAGAGAGCAAGUACAACCUAUAAUAACUUGAUAUGUGAAUCUAGAAAACAAUUUGGGGAUUCACCCCUCCCGCUCCCCCAAACACGGCUCUGUCAUUACCCAAACCGUAGUUAUUAUAAUUUUCUAAAUUAAUCAACAUUUCCGGUAACAUAUAAAGGUUGUUAACUACAAAAUCCAAACGGAAAACAAAUUCAACUGUGUUGAUGACUGUAAUUAUUUUUUUAAGUAGGUUCUUAGAUUUCAAUGAUAUUUCUUAUAGUUACCUAUUGCGAAAAAAUGCUUUAACUAAGUAUCUACGUAAAUUAAUAUUUUCGAGAAAGUAAAAAUAACAAAUAAUUAUUUGCCUUUUAACUGCGAUAUUAGACCACGCAUGUCUUCGGUAAUAAAAUAUUACAAUAGAAAACAAAUAUCGGUGGAAAAACAUGAAAUUUGUAUUUAAUAGAUUUUUUCGGCUUUACAUUUUUUUUUUCUGGUCGAACGCCAAUCAAAUAUCGACGAUUAAUAUUGUACUUAUAUUUUAUACUUUGGCCAUUUUUUUAUAAUUUUUUUUUUUUCUAAGAAGACAUCUGUGUGAACGAAAUCCGGUCGAUCCAUUAAACACAUUUAGUUUGUCCCCCAUCGGGUUCCUAAUUAAUGAAACGUUAGGAAAUGUGUGGUGUGUGUUGUGGUGUGUGUUGAACCUCUAUACAUAAUAUUCGAAUAUAAACCGCGCCCGAAUUUAAACGACGAUAAAGUAUAUUAUUAUUAUUAUUAUAUUAUGUUCGUCCGAUCGUGUCAAAACAAAACGGUGCAGUGAGCGUCUGACCGGAUAAAAACCUAUACAUCGUGUUUUAGAUUUUGAACGUAGCGAGUAAUUUUAAAGUGAUAUAUUUUUUUGAGAAAUCUUGUUCCGAUCAAAAACUUUAUAGGAACUUUCUGGUAACCAAAAACUAUGUAUUUGCAUAUUACUUUUUGUCAACAAAUAUGAAAAAAAAAGUAUGAUAAACUGUAGCCGAUUGGUGUAUCACUGUUAUAGGAGGGAAAUUAAAAGGUUGGGUUAACUAAUGUUAAGUUAUUUAAUUUAUAUCUGUGCGUAACAAUAAACCACUACUAACGAAAAACGAUUCUGAGCAGAAUAAAUUAUGAGUCGUACUAUUUCCCUUGUGGCCAAAGUAACUCAGAAAUCAACAAAAAUUAUUCCAAAUUUUUCCGGUUUAUUAAGUAAAGAUAUAUCAUACUAAGUAUCCCUGUAUUUUAUUAUUUAUUUAUUACGCGAACAUCUAUAUAGUACAUUAUGAAGGAAUGUAAUAUAUUGGAUAUAUCGUGUUAGAAGUUUAAUAAUAUAAUAUAGUUAUUGUGUUAAACGAGUUAAUGGAAAAACACUAUUUGUUUAUUUGCUUGUUUUAGGCUCACGUGGUGUCUGCAUUUGAGCAAUCACUAUCCAAUAUGACCCAAAGACUUCAACAAUUAACUGCUACAGCUGAAAAAAAGGUAAAUAUUCAUUUUAUUUUAAAAAUAUAUUGCAGGUAAUGUUCAACAAUAUUUAUUAAAUUUUAUACCUAUUGUAUCACUUUUAGGAUCACGAACUUCACGAAUUGCGACAAACGAUCGAGGUGUUGAGAAAACAAAGUGCUGAUUCAGGAAAUCAUCAUCCAAAUGGUAAUCACCAAAGACGACAUACAAUUAAUUCCGUUGCUGAUUCUAGCACCGGUAAGUAUUUGUUUUUUAGUGAUACACCCGUAGUAUACCAAAGCACGUAUUAUUAUCCCAUAGACUUUUAAACUUUUGUCUUUAGGCAAUAACAUUUCGCGUCAACUGUCGACAGAUUCGGUUUCGAGUUUGAAUUCCCUAUCAUCGGCAUGCAGUGCAUCGAGUUCAGCACAACAAUCAGAAGCCGACAAGAAGAAGAAAAGAGGAUGGGUACGACCAAAUAUAUCCGUAUGAUGCCUUAAUUAAAGUGAUUGGUGCUAAAAAAACGUAUUUAUCUGUUAAAAAAUGUUUAUACACCACUACGUUUUUCUAACACUGUCCAAGUUUAAUUUUCAAAUAGUAUACAUUUAUAAAUUGUUUUAUUCUGAAUUUUAGUUACGCAGUUCCUUCAGCAAAGCUUUCUCACGGUCAAAAAAAAAUCGUAGCAACUCUCUAUCGGACGCCGAAGAAGCACAUAUUGCUCGAAAUCAUCAAAAUGCUUUUCUGUCAGAUUUGUCCGCACCUUCGUCACCAAUGCUUAGCACUCCGCAUAUGAAUGGAUUAGGAUUAAAAAAUAGUCAUUCAUCCACUACGUAUGUACAUGACUAUAAUAAUAACCACUGAAAGAAUAAUAUUUUAUUACACAUUUGAUUUUUAGGAGUUUGUACGAUUGUGAUCGUGCAGAACAUGACUCAAGUCCAGAAAUGGUUGAACAGCUCAGAAAACAACUUCGAGAAAAAGACCUUGUUUUAACCGAUAUUAGAUUAGAAGCCCUAAGUUCUGCUCAUCAACUCGAAUCUUUAAAAGAUACAGUCAUUAAAAUGAGAGUAUGUAAAUAAUGAAAUAAUUUUAAACCUUUCAGUUUUUGUAAUUAUUUUAAUUUACGUGUAUUUUUUUUCCUUGUAGGAUGAAAUGUUAAAUUUAAAACAAGAUAAUGAAAGACUACAAAAAAUUGUCACUAAUCAAUCUCUUCAGUCCAGUUGUAGUUCCUUGCAGUCUCCACCAACAUCAAAUAAUGCUCAAAGUGUGUUUUGUUAAUAACAUGUUAUAGUGGUCUUGUAUGUUGUAUAUGUUAUAUGUAUUUUUUUAUUAGGCGAUGAAAUGGCAGAGACAUUAUUAACAUCAUUAGAUUCGGACGCAAUGUUGAUCCAAGUUAGCGUAUAUUUAGGUAGCCAUGGCAGUUAUACCAAAUUUAAAGAAAAUAAAACCAAAGCAUGUGUGAUAUCUGCUUUACCUAUUUCCCCAAAAUCAAAAUGGGAUAUGGUUGAUCAACUUGUCAUUAAAGGAUUUAAAGUAAGUAAUUAUUUUAUAACUUUUAUUAGAUUUGAAAUCCCAACAGUUAUAACACAUGGCAUACAUGGUCUAUAAUUAUUUGUAAUAAAUCAUAUAAAAAUAGUAUUAAUCUUGAAAAUUAUGUAUUUUUUUUUUAGGAUUAUGUAGAACGUAUUGAUCCUAUGACCAAACUAGGGCUUUGUGUUGAUUCUCUAUGGAGCUAUCACGUUGAAGAUAUAAUUCGAUAUAUAUCUAAUACGACUGAUUAUAAACCUCCUGAAAAAUCACCAUACGAGUGUAUGAUUAAUGGGUCAAAUAUAUUUAUUUGUCUUAAAGGUGCUAUGCAUUCCUCUGGUAGUCUAGACGCUUUAGCAUUUGAUACCCUUAUACCGAAAAGUAUUCUCCAAAGGUAUGCAAAAACAUAUUAAGCUUAAAAAACAAUUCUCAAAUUUCAUACUAUUAGAAAUAUAAAUGUUAAUAUUAUUUAGACACUUUUAGAAUAGCUAAAUAAAGUUAUAAUUUUCUGUAUUUCAGAUAUGUCUCUUUAUUAAGUGAGCAUCAUAGAAUAAUAUUGUGUGGACCUAGUGGUACUGGCAAGUCAUAUUUAUCAAAUAAACUUGCAGAAUUUUUAGUAAUGAAAAUGGGAAAAGAAUGCAAUUCUUCAACUAUUGUUACUUUUAGGUUAGUUCUAUUAUAAUAAUUAAAAAUCUUUUAAAAGACUUAUUUGUAUGUUUUAAAUAUUUUCAGUGUUGAUGAGACUAAUAAUAAAGAUUUACAACAGUAUUUAUCCGAAAUAUCUGAUAAAGCUGAUUGUGAUCCAUCCCAAAUUCCAUGUGUUGUGAUUUUAGACAAUUUACAUAAAGCAUUGUCUUUACCAGAUGUGUUCAAUGGUUUUCAAAGUCCUAAAUGUCCAUAUAUAAUAGGAACUAUUAACCAAUCAACAUGUUCUACAACUAGUCUUCAAUUACAUCACAACUUUAGAUGGGUAUUAUGUGCUAAUCAUAUGGAACCAAUGAAAGGAUUCCUUGGUCGCCAUUUAAGACGUAAACUUGUAGAACAUGAAUGUCGACUUGGCCAAAGAAACGCACAACUAAAACGAGUUGUAGAAUGGAUACCUGAAGUUAGGAAUCAUUUAAAUCAGUUGCUUGAGACCCAUAGUUCAUCUGAAGUUACAUUAGGUAAUAUUCAAUUUUAAAUAUAAACUUGAAUAUUUUGUUAUUGUUAUUAUUAACAUCUCUGAUCCUUUUUGUUUUUAUUUUUAGGUCCUGUGUUAUUUGUUACAUGUCCAAUGGACCUGGAAACAUCUCAAAUGUGGUUUUCAGAUUUAUGGAACUACUCAUUAGUUCCAUAUGUAAUGGAUAUGGUUCGUGAAGGAAUCAAGUUGUAUGGAAAAAGAGCAGCUUGGAAAGACCCAGCUUCAUUUGUGAUUCAGUCAUAUCCUUGGUCUAAUACUAUGCAUAAAACUUUAGAAUCGUUCAUCAGAAUACGGCCAGAAGACGUUGGCUAUGACAUGGAACCAGAUCACGAUCCAUUGGUAUACAGUUAAAUUUUUUACUUUAACUUAUUCAUUGUUAUUAAUUUAUUUUUAUUAAAUUUAGUUAAAUAUGUUAAUGACUCUUCAAGAAGCAGCAAAUUAUUCUAGUCCUCAAAAUGACACUGACAUGAGUUUGCCUAAUAGUAAUGGAACUUUAGCAACAUUGUGAGUGCACAAAAAAAAUGCAUAUUAUAUUUAUUUGUGAUUGUAUUAGUUUUUAAAUAUUACGUAUUUUCCAAAGAUAAAUUUUGGUAAUUGAGUCCCAAAGACAUUAAGUUUACCAUAUAGUAUAAAUAUUAAAUGCCAAGUAAAUGGCAGUAACUUGUUUUCAUUAAUUAAACUUUUGUAAGCUCAACAUUUUGUACGAACCAAUUUAUUUUUCUAUUUUUAAUAUUUCAGUUCAGCACAGACAAUAAUUUUGUUUUUAUACGCCUAAUGACUGCCUUUUUUUAGUUUUGAUAUCAAUGUAUAAUACAUUAUAUGUAACAAAACAGACAUUCAAUGCUCAAAGUCAGUCAUAAUAAUUUUUAAAACAAUUCAAUAUUCAUUUUGACAAUAUUAAAUUAUUAAAUUUAUUCUCUUAUUAAAACCGUCCUUAAAUACUUUUAAGUACUUUUGUAACAAAAAUAAAAAUAUACUAUACAUUUUAACUGUAAAAUUAUUUUAAUUUUUUGUUUUAAUUACAUUUGUUUUAUUUAUACAAAAUUUAUUUUAUUGUUUAUUUGCAAGUUUAUUAUGAACUAAAUUUAUAUUUCCUGGUGCUUUCUCUUACUAUAAUUGAUUUGCUUACAAUCAUUUGUUAAUAAAAAUGUAUAGAUAAUUACCUCGCUUAAUAUACUGUUAUUGUUAAUAUUAAAAAUGUAUUUGUAUAAUAUUUACAGAUAUUAUAAAUAUUACUUAUUAUUUAAUAUUUUGUAUUAACAUUUUUUUUUAUAUAUAUAUAUAUAAAUAAUAUGUAGUACAAAUUUUUAAUUUGUUAAUAAAAGAAAGAUUAAACUAUGAUAAAUUAAUAAAUUAAAUUAUACUUUCUUCUCUUAUAUUUUUGAUAGCUGGCUUGAUUUUUUUUUUUUUUGUUAAUGGUUCUUGAAUAAGUUGCUACUAUACUAUUUUUUAAUAUUUUUCUUUAGCCUUCCUAAAAGAAAAAUAUAAAUUUUAAAUAGUAAUACAAAUAAU
Molecule: messenger RNA, 82920 nt
Organism: Cinara cedri
Lineage: Eukaryota; Metazoa; Arthropoda; Insecta; Hemiptera; Aphididae
Source: the annotation of a GenBank genome assembly